AUGGAUGAGGUCGUGUAUGUUUUCUCAGCUAUGGGUGGUGGGAAGGAGGGAUAUUUCAAUUAAAGUGUGAAUAAAUUAGAAUUGAUUACAAAUAGGGCCAUUUGUUUAUACUGCCUAAAAAGGUAUUAGCUGAAAGCAUGCACCACUUAAUCAUUAUGGAAAGCAGGCUGAAAGCUAAUAAAAUGUGUGACGGAUAUUUGUGGAAUGACGGCAGGGCGGGGAAGGAGGGCUCUUUGCUCAGACCCCAACAGCAAGAAUAAAAUGGCUAAUAAAAGUACUUGAAGCACUUGGGAAUAUAUGCUCCUGCAGGGUAAUGCAGUGGCGUAGCGUGGGUUGUCAGCACCCGGGGCAAGGCAAGUAAUUUGCGCCCCCUAACCCGUGGAUUUGCGCCCCCUAACCCUAACCCCCAGAUGUUGCGCCCGGUGCGGCCGGCCCCCCUGCACCCCCCACGCUACGCCACUGGGGUAAUGUCCACCCAAGACUGCCAUUGCAGCUUGACCUGAGGGAGAACGAGACCUUAUUCCCCAGUUUUAUGGCUUAUUCAUCGAUCUACAGCCCCACAUUUGGGAACGAGCUUAGCAUAGGAAGUCCCUUUCUGAAAGGAACUAGUUCAAGUUCAGCGUGUCCGAAAAGGAACCAAUUCCAGUUCGUGUUUGACCCUUUACGAAACGAAAGAGUUCAGUUCACAGUUCACUUUGAGUUCACCCAAAUGUUCCUUGGCGCGCACACAAAAAUUCAGUGUUCAGAAUGUUGCAGGCUGCUGUGCUGAAGGAUAAAAUAUACUUAAGAAGGCUUUUAAAAACCCAUCAAAGCACACACACAGUGGAAUGUGAAUCGGUUAAUUAAUUUCCCCCUGCAGGUAUGAUCUUUAAGCUUGAAAGCCCCAAGAGUCUAAAGAAUAAAUACUCUCUCUCUCUCUCUCUCUCUCUCUUAAAGAUUAACUAGAAAUCAUUCAAAGUUCCACCCCAAAACUAACUUACGUCAAGUUCAUUUCACCCAGCAAGUAUGGGAACUACGUUCAGGUGUAGUUCAGAGAUUUUUUUAUUAAUUUGGUGAACUUUGUUAAUCUAAACCACUUCAUUCCCAAGCACUGGGACAGAGCUUUCCACACAACUGGAAGGAUGUACGAAACAAAGGUCUGCUUCCACUGUCUGCCAUAUGUAUGUCCUUAGAAUUAGAUCAAAAAGGUUAUAUAGUUGCUCUUUUUUCCACGAAAUGGAUCUCUUCACACUAGGAACAACAACAUAGCUACCCAAAUAAUCUGAAGCCAACCAAACAGGUGAGCCACUUGCCCUCAUCUUUCAGAUCCUUCUCUCAGUGACAUUUUGCUUUCCCCUUAUUUAUUUACCUACUUAAUUUAUUGGCCUGCCCCAUAGCGGAAGAACUCUAGGAAGCCAGGGUGGUGUAGUGGUUAGAGUGUCAGACUAGGACCUAGGAGGCCAGGGUUCAAAUCCUCACUCAGGAAGUUCAGUGGGUGACCUUGGGUCAGUCACAUCCUCUUAACCUACCUCACCGGGUCGUUGUAGGGAAUAACUGAGGAGUGGGGUGAACCAUGGACUCCCGGGAGAAAAAGGUGGGAUAUAAAUGCAAUAAAUAAGCUCUUCUGCUUACUUGGGGGGGGGGGAGUAGAGAUGUCAGUCAUCAACCUUGCAUCCAGAGAUGUCCACAUGGUCAUCAUUGGACCUGCACCAGUCGCAAAAUGCACCUGGCGCCUGGCUAAUUUCUAACACUGCUUCCACCUCCCAUCAGCCCCAGACAGCAUUGCCAGUGAUCAAGGAUGAUGGGACCUAUAGUCCAACUGUUUGGAGAGAACACCAUGUUAGGCUACCCCUGACGUAAAUCAGCAUACAAGAUGCUACUCUGCCCUUGAUUCCCCACUGCGUAAGACGUGGGGACCUGAGAUUCUCACACUUCACACUUUUGCCUAGAUCCAGCUAAGAGAGAGCACUUUUUCAGCAUAAAAAUUACUGGUAAUUGGGAUAUUUCAGAAAUUGCACGCCAGUGUUUAGAUUUUCAGCUAGAUGUAAUAAGAGCCGAGGUGGGUGGGAGCAUUUGAAUCUUUCAUGCAACAGACAAAACAUCUCUGUCCAAAUAGAACCUCUUAGAUGCUUGUUAUCCCACAAUCUGCUACCAGGCUGGCUGUUGAUGCAUUUUUGCUCUGUUAAGAGGCUGUGAUUCAGAUUCCUACAAAGGGACCUUGGUGAAAGGUUGUCGUUUGCAUAACCUCUUCACACAUUCAAGAAGCUUUUCACAGAUGGAAGGGAGGGAUGUGUGUCAGACUGAUAGCUCGUCCUUCGUGCUGCGUCAAGCUCCUAAUAUUAAAUUUCUGCUCUCGUAGUACUAUUAUUAUUAUUAUUAUUAUUAUUAUUAUUAUUCUCCAUUGCUCUGUAAAGUCCCAUGUUUAGGAGUAAGUGUUCUUGGGUGCUUUUGCCCUGGUCUGUUGGGGCAGAGGGUGGAUAGCUGGUGCUCAAGUGCACAAGUCAAAAGGCAGAGAGGACACCUUUACAAUUUAUUUCUUCCUCAUAUGACUUUGUCAGGGCUGUACUAUGUGUGGUGGACUGAAUUAGGAGCCAGGAACCAGGAGCUGUAAAGUCAAAAUCAAAGAGCAGUCAGAAUCGGAAAGCUAGACCUGCAGAACAAAAGCCAAAGCUUGGGCCUAGUCAUGGGAACACAUGGAGUUGCCUUCUACUGACCCACAUCAUUGGUCCAUCUAGUUCAGUAUUGUCUACACCUAUUGGCAGUAGCUCUCCAGGGUGUCUCCCAACCCUCCCUGGAGAUAUCAGGGAUCUGGGACCUUCUGCAAGUAGAACGGAUGCCCUACCAGUGAGCUACCUCCUUUCCCCAGGGCCGGCCCACCCAUGAGGCGACAGAAUCCCCAGGGAUCAGCAGAUCCCGAUGUAGAUCUUUAUCCCCUCCCUUGUUCCUGAUAUAGAUCUUUACUCACCCCUUUUUCCCUGGCAGGAACAGGUGUUCUGUCCUGUGGUUCUCCUCAAUGUCUUGACAAAACCUCAGGGAGGCCUCAGUGCUGCGAAAGGGACCCAUUUAUACUUCUUACUUGAUUGGUUCACCAGAUGACUCCUGACGGAGACAAGCCGCUACUUGCAGUUCAGUGGUUCACCACACGGGGCAGCGCUUGACUGCAGAAGCGUUACCCAUUGGGUUGGUUUGCAUGACUCGGUAGGGUAGGUGUCUAUGGUUGUUUUCAGUUCCCUCAUGCUGCCUCUAAUCUACCUGGUCUUUGGGGUCAGCCGGCCCUUCGGCUUUCUUGGAGUCCCAACCUCAACAUUCCCAUGAACCGGCCCUGCACACAAACACCCACCCACCCCCAGCCCUUCUCCCCAUGUAAAAUGAAUUUAUUCUGGUGGAAAACGCACCUUGCAAACUGAUUUUGUUUUGUGCUGAGCCAGUACUCCCAGACUUUAAAGCUGUCUCCCGUUGCAAUCCUAAAGCAAACUCACUAGGGAGUCGCCUCAAUGAGCUCAGUGGGUCUCACUGAGUGGGUCAACGCAGCAGGGACUGCACUGCGUGCUUCUUUAAUGUUUCUGGCGAGAAGUUCAAAAAAACACUUGGAUAUUUGCCUGAUUAAAGCAGACUCGGAUUUUUAUUCCCCCCGUUUUAUUUUAUUUUGCCAUAAGGCUUGCUCAAUUAGUUUCUUAAGUCCAUUGCUGUAUAAUUUGAUUAAAAUGUCUCUGGGUAGUCCCCGCCCUUACUUUACCUUCAUAUCGUGAUUGUAUUCCAAAAGUGGCCUCAAAUUUUCCUUGAUCGCCUUCCAAGUCUAAUAUAAUGAACUAAUCCAUUUCUCUUAAAAGGUUACCAACUGUCUAUCUCCUGUCCCUUCAGGGACAGCCCCUAAGUAGGAUAUUGUUAAAGAUAUUCAGCUCUUAAUAAGAUGUGAACGCACGCAUGGUGCCAACUCUUUUUUUCCUCUUUUGGAAUUCCCAAAUUACUCACAAUUCAUAAUUAACCUAUAGAAACCGCUGCCAAAAUGCUGUGUGAGGUCUGCAAGCACGAGCGGAUCUAGAUAGAGAUGAGGCAGUAGGUAUACAGGUGGAUCCAACCAGGCCCGUUUUUCCACUUGAAGGAGGUAAAGGAGAGGUGGCCAACUGCCCGUCCUUUAGCUAUGCUCUUCUGCUUUCUUGAGGAGGGUCAGCAGCCCAGUGGCAAAGCGCAUGCUUGGUGUGCAAGACGUUCCCAGGUUCAGUCUCAGACUUCUCCAGUUAGGACAGGGGACGAUUCCUAUACAGUGGUACCUCGGGUUACAGACGCUUCAGGUUACAGACACUUCAGGUUACAGACUCCGCUAACCCAGAAAUAGUACCUCAGGUUAAGAACUUUGCUUCAGGAUGAGAACAGACAUCAUGCCGCGGAGGCAGCAGGAGACCCCAUUAGCUAAAGUGGUACCUCACAUUAAGAACAGUUUCAGGUUAAGAACGGACCUCCAGAACGAAUUAAGUUCUUAACCCGAGGUACCACUGUAAACGUGAAUUUUACAUUGGUACAGUAGGUGUCAAGGAGCUGUCGGGCAAGCUUACAGGCCAUCCACAGGGCAGGAAAUAACUUGAGACUCAUAAUGCGAUUAGCUGUUAUUCACAGAAAGUAAUGACACAACUAAGUUCCUCUGGCUCUUCUCAUCUAGCUGGAGACGAAACUGACCCCUGCUUUCCCCCUCCAGCCUCUACCUCUGGAUCCCUCCCAAGCAGACAGAGACUGUGGUGAGGGGGUGGGCUCCCCCUCUGGGCCUGCCUGGUCGGAUGCUCAGCAAGACUCUCCUCUGGCAGGGUGUCACGGGAGGAGGGGACCCAGCAGGACUGGGCCUGUCCUGCUGCUGGGUUCCAGGAGCAACCUAUGACUUUGAGUCUGUGCUCACACUGAGACUCUCAGCCUCCAUCUCUGUCCUGGAAGGGCAUCCUUCUUCUGACUCCCCUUGAUUGCUCUAACCUCCUGCUUCUAGCACCUCCCAGCUCGUCCCUUCCCCAGUGUCCCAUGAUCCAUGAUCUAAGUCUUCUUCUUCGGUGUCAUCCCUGGGGGUCUCUUGGGCAAGCGGCGCCCUCCACUCUUCCUUGUCCAGCCAGUCCUUGACGCAAAUAGGGACACAGAAGACUGGUUUCUACGUACCCACACAGCUCUCCCUAUCCUCAAUCCAGGUAACUCAGAAGCAUUUUUGGAAUUCAGUAACAUAUCCCAGCCCAAACUGCUCAGUUCAUGGGGGCAAAUCAUAGGCAGUGAGGGCAGUGGCUCAGGAGAGUGUGUGGCCUAUGUAGAGUCUUGAGGGCCGGAUAGAGAGGUAUGGAGCUCCUUCUGCGACCCUCAGUUCCCUAUCCUGGUAUGGACCGUGCUGAAGGAAGUGGAGCAAUAGUGUCACUCACGUUCCUCUGGUGUGGGGUGGAGAGAGACUGUGCUUCUCUUAAGAGUCCUGAGAGAAGAGGAAGGAGCCCUAUGCGUUGGGCCUUCUUGGUAGUGAUGCCCACCCUGUGGAAUGCCCACCCAUCAGAUGUCAAAAAAAUAAACAACUAUCUAACAUUUAGAAGACAUCUGAAGGCAGCCCUGUUUAGGGAAGUUUUUAAUAACUGAUGUUUUAAUGUAUUUUAAAUCUUUUGUUGGAAGCCGCCCAGAGUGGCUGGGGAAACCCAGCCAGAUAGGCGGGGUAUAAAUAAUAAUAAUAAUAAUAAUAAUAAUAAUAAUAAUAAUAAUUAUUAUUAUUAUUAUUAUUAUUUCAGGAAGCCCCAUUAUAAAGAGAGACAACCAACCUUUCCUUACCAUCCCACUGGUCAUUGUGGUUGAUUUGGGAACCCCAGUUUGCACCAACGCAGCCAGAGGAAGGGAAACACAACUUCUCCUUUUCUCCAGAGCAUGUCACAUAGGACAAGAGAAGUGAGACCCGGGAAGAGAGGAAAUUGUGUUCCCAUCUCUCUAGCAUGCCCGAUACAAAGGGGGAGCCGGUUACAAGUCAGACUGAACCCUGGGAUGUUUUGCGUGCAAGGUGAAAGCUCUACCAAUGAGCUAUGAAGCCUUCCCCAGCUUGGACCAAUAGCAAGUGUAGAUAUUCCCAUCAUGCUCUUCUUUGAUCAUCUCACACGGCUAUCCAUGUUUGAAGGGUAGAGGUAGGUGGUUAGACUUUCUGUGACUCAGCAUUGAAAACCUCAGGAUCUGCAUCUCAGUAGCAGACGAGUUUAUAGGGGAGGAAAGAUGUUCCAGCAUAGAAAAUUUGCCACAUUCACAUUUCUUAGCCUGCUUUUUAUUUUUUAAGAGUUUGAAUUACUUUCUUUCUUAUGUCGUCUCUAAAACUGACAUUUUGCAGAGCUUGUAGCUAUCCAGAACAUUAACUGGAUUUUCACAUUUUUAGCACAUUAAUGAUGGGAAAUAUAGGACUGGCAUAUAUUAGCCCUAAAGGGGGAAGCUAUUCUAGUACAUGUUAAACUUUCCCAUCGUGCGACAAACACUGAGGGGAAGAAAAAGGCUGGUGCUUAGAAAUGGGGAGAUAGCAACUUCGGUUUUUUAACUCUCUCUUCUUAAUGUGGCUUUCCUCCCAUGAAUGGUGCCAAGCAAGCUGUUGAAUUGUAAGGUCAAUCUGCUGUCCAUGCGGAGAAAAAGAAAUCGGUGUUGUUAAUUAUCCUGCUGAUAUAAGCAGGGUGGGAUGUAUGCUGUGAUUCCUCAGGAACGCAGAAUGUGGUACGAAAUCUGGGUCCGGUUUCCUGAAUAGCUCUGCUUUCUUUCUUCUGUUUUCUGUUUUUAUGGCAAGUUUCUGGUCCUUAUGGAUGUGGAGAUAUGCUUGAGGAACUUCAGAAACCAGGUGGGUGGCUGCCUAGCUAAAUAAGAUCUCCAGUGGUUGGAGGCUGAGGUCUGGGGGUCUCUCUUGGCUCAUUCCGUGACUAAGCAAACAAUUGCUGAAAAUGCAUAAAGGUUGCAGGGUGUUUGCAAAAUAAAAGCAAUUUGGCAUUCUCCCAGUUUGCAUAACCUGUGCAGAUUGUGGGAUUUGGCUUUACCGUUGUGCUGAAUUUGGAAUGCCUAGGUGGGUAGAUUUAAUUUUAUUCCAGUGCAGAGUACGUGCUGCCCUGUUUUAUAAGCCUGGUGACACAGAAUAGCGUCGUGCCUGCAAACGAGAGCUCACAGGCACUUCUGUUCGUCCCUUUCCAGUGUUUUACUGCCAGCUUUUUUUACUAGCCCUUGCUCCUGUGCUUUCAAGUGCAGCCAGAUGUGCAGGCAUGAGAAGAUGGUGAUGAUACUCACCACAUCUGGAAAAGCCUCGCCUGCUGGUUUCUGCAAAUUUCAGUGCUGUUGAAAGGAACAGAUGCAGCAGCUGGGGUAGCUCAGUCAGCAGAGCAUAAGACAUUUAAUCUCAGGGUCAUAUGUUUGAGCCCCACCUUGGGCAAAAAAAUAUCGGGGGGGGGGUAUGACCUUUGUGGUCCCUUCCAACUCUACAAUGCUGUGAUUCUAAGACACAGGCAUUUUGGGAGUCAGUUGUCACUUGUUCAUAGUAGACUUCCUAGAAUUCUCUCCAUACACACUGUAUAUGGAUUUGGUUGGCUGGUUGGAAUUGGAUCAGCUUAACUGCGCAUCAUUGCAGCUAUAGUUUGUCAAAUUGUUUUGUGUAAAUCUAAGGGAGAAGGUUCAAGAAAAAGUUGGUUUUAAAAGGUGAUACAGUGGUACCUCGGGUUAAGUACUUAAUUCGUUCUGGAGGUCCGUUCUUAACCUAAAACUGUUCUUAACCUGAAGCACCACUUUAGCUAAUGGGGCCUCCUGCUGCCACCGCACCGCCAGAGCACAAUUUCUGUUCUCAUCCUGAAGUAAAUUUCUUAACCUGAAGCAGUAUUUCUGGGUUAGCGGAGUCUGUAACCUGAAGUGUAUGUAACCUGAAGCAUAUGUAACCUGAGGUAAAGGUAAAGGUAAAGGGACCCCUGACCAUUAGGUCCAGUUGUGACCGACUCUGGGGUUGCAGCGCUCAUCUCGCUUUAUUGGCCGAGGGAGCUGGCGUACAGCUUCCGGAUCAUGUGGCCAGCAAGACUAAGCCGCUUCUGGCAAACCAGAGCAGCGCACGGAAACGCCGUUUACCUUCCCGCCGGAGCGGUACCUAUUUAUCUACUUGCACUUUGACGUGCUUUCGAACUGCUAGGUUGGCAGGAGCAGGGACCGAGCAACAGGAGCUCACUCCGUCAUGGGGAUUCGAACUGCCGACCUUCUGAUCGGCAAGUCUUAGGCUCUGUGGUUUAACCCACAGCGCAACCCACAUCCCUUGUAUCCUGAGGUACCACUGUAUAAAAAAGGGAGACGGGAUGAGAUUGCAGGGUUUUAUUCUUUUUUAAUACAGCCUAUAAGUUGCAUCUUCUGUAGUUUGGAAUUACAUUGGGCCGUGGUGGAGGGAAUCUUAAUCCAUUCCAAGUGGCUUUUUCCCAUACAACCACGCUUAUUCCCAUGCAAGUUAUACACACUACUUUCAGCAAAUGGGACUCUACUAAUGAUGGGGCCUGUAAUUGAAAAUUAGUUUACUGCAGUCUUCACAGCCUCUUGAGACUAAAUAUAAAAGCAGAAAUGUAUAUGUCCAUGUACAGUAUAGAUGUAUCACACACACACUCUCUCUCACACACAGAGAGAGAAUACCUUUAAAACAUUCAGUGUCUGCAGCCUAUGAUUAAAUGAGUUUAUUAACAUUGCGAAGUUUUUGUGCAGGAUUUUAUUGUCAAAGUAAAAAAUUGACUAUUUUACUAUACUAUUUGCAGAGUACAGAAAUCUCUGUUGAAAAGGAAGGUGCAUGUGUGUGUUUAAGAGAUGUGAGGUGGGGCGGGGGUGGGGGACAAGGAGAUAUUCAGUCUUGAUCCUUUUUGUCUUUGGAACCAGCAGGCUGGCAAGUUGAGAGCCAUUUGCAGGUUUGCCAAAAGCACAAUUAGCUAAUAACUGGCUUGAAACUGUUAGGGAUUUGAUGUGUGUUUUUGGUAAAUGGUUCUGAAAUGAUUGAUGGAAUUGGAAAGAAAGCAGUAGGGUCUAGCUAAACCCUUUAAUUUUGAGAAACGGGGGUCACCAGUCCUCUGUGCUUAAUUGCCAAAAUUUCUUCUCCAAACCAGUCUUGCAUCACAACACACACACACACACACACAUACACACAUUUAGAAUCACUCUUUCUCCCUCCCUAGCCCAGCUAAUUUGUCCCCUGCUGGCCCACAGUUACACAAUCUGACUCUUUUUAGCCAUUUUUCAUCCUUUACUGGGUUGAUUAAGGUGAGAUUGUAUUGGUGCCUGGUUGCUCUUGGUUGGCUGUAUUGGUUGUCAAGCCUCUUUCUCCAGUGACAAUAAAUGGAUGCCUUCGUGGGGCAGCUUUUGCAUCAAUAUUUCCAGAAUGGAAAGCAUGAGUGACUUAAUGGGGUGCAUUAAAUCAAUUCAUUAAUCACAUAUUCCAAACGUAGAUAUAUUAAAAAAUGAUAACAAUCCGACAUUAAUCGGAGCCAAUCUUCCUCAGCCCAAGAUCGUUCUAGCGACAAAAAUUGCAAUAGCAUCUGUUGAGCUCAGAAAUGCAUCUCAAGACCGUUUUCCAAACAACAAAUGGUUUUUGUUCUGCUGCUUAGUCAAAAGAGAUGCUGUAUGUUUUUUGUGUUGUUUAAUAUGAAGACAUAAUAUUAAUCCCAGCUUCUCCCAAGGGUAGUUUACAAUGUGAAACCAAAAAUCCCAAGACGAGAAAAAUAGACAAUGUUUGCAAUGUUUGUCGCGUUUACAAAGAACAGCAAAGCAGGACAAAUUCCAAGCCCGGGUUCCCUUUUAGUGAGAUGGGUCGUCUAUUUCUGACACACGUCACUUUUCCAUGUGUUUGGCGUACCCUGUUUCCACAAUACUCCGUGAUGAUUUUAAGUGAAUGCCAAAGAAUUGCAUUCAAAUUGAUGUACAAACCUAGGAGGCAAAAAUGAGGGCCAUUCAGUUAAAAAUGUGGACCAAACCAAAUUCUUCUCCAUCUCUGUUUUCUCUCAUGUUUUCUCUCCCUGCAUUCAGUCUCCCUGUCUCCUUGAACCUCCGUUAAAAGUCGCCCCAUUCUCUGCUUCUCUUACCAGUGACAGCAUUGCACUGCAAACCCCACACCCUCCAACAUUCCUCAGGUGAAAAUAGGGACGUUUCCCACUCCCCCCACCACCACAACCGACCCUCCUUGACCCCCCAUUUUUUGUCUGCCCGUCCUCCAUUGCUUUUAAACAGAAAUAAUCUGUAGGACGGCCAGGGCCGGAUUUAGGUUUGAUGAGGCGCUAAGCUACUGAAGGUAAUGGGGUCCUUUCUGUGUCCAGCUGUCCUUUAUCAACAACAAAUUGUCUGUGCUGUUUUUUGUGUUGAAUAUAUGCUAUAUGGUAAUUUAUGGACCUAAUAGGUAUCUAAAGCCCUUUCCACAUGCAGAAUGUAGGCACCCUAUAUAUUGUUGUUGUUGCUGUUUAGUCGUUUAGUCGUGUCCGACUCUUCAUGACCCCAUGGACCAGAGCAUGCCAGGCACUCCUGUCUUCCACUGCCUCCCACAGUUUGGUCAAACUCAUGCUGGUAGCCUUGAGAACACUGUCCAACCAUCUCGUCCUCUGUCGUCCUCUUCUCCUUGUGCCCUCAGUCUUUCCCAACAUCAGGGUCUUUUCCAGGGAGUCUUCUCUUCUCAUGAGGUGGCCAAAGUAUUGGAGCCUCAGCUUCAGGAUCUGUCCUUCCAGUGAGCACUCAGGGCUGAUUUCAUUCAGAAUGGAUAGGUUUGAUCUUCUUGCAGUCCAUGGGACUCUCAAGAGUCUCCUCCAGCACCAUAAUUCAAAAGCAUCAAUUCUUCGGCGAUCAGCCUUCUUUAUGGUCCAGCUCUCACUUCCAUACAUCACUACUGGGAAAACCAUACGGACCUUUGUCAGCAAGGUGAUGGCUUUGCUUUUUAAGAUGCUGUCUAGGUUUGUCAUUGCCUAUAUAUAGAAAUAAGCAAACCAAUGAUAUUUUAGGGAGCAGGCUAGAAAGCGGGGCACCAUUACUUACAUCAUAGGAACCUACACAACACAAAACACUGUUUCUGUAUGUAGGUUUUAUUUUAUUUGGUUUUUAUCUUAUAUUUUGGAAAUGUACACCCAGGUGUUUCUCUUUUCUUUAAGUUUUUUUGGGGUCUCCCAAGAGAGUGGGGCCCUAAGCUAUAGCUUGUUUAGCUUAUAUGUAAAUCCAGCACCGAGGACGGGGACUCAGUUCAGCGUCACUCAGUUGCUUUCAUAUUGCCAUCUACAUUUGUUUUCCUAUCUCUUUUUUGCUUUUAUUCCUGUUGUGUCUCCCCUAAUGCGAUGCCAGCUUUGCAGAUGUGAGCUGGUCCGGCGAUGAGUCUAACCAGAUGUGCCGCACCAGAUGUUUACAUUUGCAUGCACAGUUACUCCCAGGGUCAUUGUUAAUUUAUUAUUUUCCCCCUCUCUGUCUCCUGUUAGGUAUGAUUAUCGUGAAAUGCUGCACAAUGCCACUUUCUGUCUCGUCCCUCGUGGCCGGAGGCUGGGAUCCUUCAGGUUCCUGGAGGCCCUGCAGGUAAGAUCAACCGUUUGACUAGAGACUUAGAGCCGUUUAGCACUCCUGUCAGCUGGAAUUCUGUGCUGCGUGAUAGCCAGGCAAGAGGAAGGCGGAUUGGAGAUUUCAUUUCCCUAAUAGUCCAUAAUCCAGCGUUCCUACUUCAGGAGCAGUCAGCAGCUAUUUUGCCCGCACCAAAGCUGGGUUGUCUUAGCCUAUAGUUACCAGAUUUUUUUCAAUGAAUCCGGGGACACUUACUUACUUACUUACUUACUUACUUGAAGCUGAGUAGCAACAGGGAGUCAGUAGUGGGGAUGGUGAGGCAAAAGACCCUGGGCCCAAGCACACAUGCAUAUUGUAUAAAGGUGCAAAGCCCUUCUUUCUCACCCUGUGAAACAUAAAUGCACAGUUUUUUAAAAAACUGGGCAACGGCGUGCUGCCUGCCCGUGACUCCCAAGCCUUCCCUGAUCUCCUGCCCUCUUCCCCCUUUGUUUUGACAGAUCGGGGGAGGCUCGGGAGUCGCGGGCAGGCAGCACGCCGUUGCCCAGUUUUUUAAAAAAAACUCUGCGCAUUUGUGUUUCGCAGGGUGCAAAAGAAGGGCUUUGCACCUUGCCUGGCAGAGAAACCGUGCGCCUUGUGCCCCUCCUGGGCAACAGCCAUGUGCCCGCGACUCCUGAGCCUCCCCCAAUCUGUGAAAACAAAGGGGAAGGGGGCAGGAGUUCUGUACCACCAGUCGUCCCCGGUUCACCUUUGGCAGUGGUGGCGGCAGCGAGUAGCGAGCAGCUCCUGAAGCCAGCCAGAGCCAACUGCGCUACCAGGAUGCUGCUGCCACGUUUCCCGGGGACGGAGUUGCAAAUCUGGGGACAUUCCAGGGAUGGAAUUUGUCCGGGGACAGAUUUGUAAAUCUGGGGACUGUCCCCGGGAACCGGGGGCGUCUGGUAACCCUAACUUAGCCUAAGAGGGUUUGUUGAACUUGGGGAGUUUGUGCUGGGUGGUGGGGUAGAGAGAAUCUAUAUUCCUGGAGAAACACUGACUUCAUCCAACCAGGAAGUUAGGAGGAAAUAAAUAAUACAGCUCAUUGUUUUAAUUCAGCCGAGACAAAAUUGCCUAUAAAUUCUGCCCGGGUUUUCACAUUGCAUACUAAGUAAGUUUUAAGUGACGGCAUCAAUUAGGUUGGAUUUUGAACAGGCAGGCGACAGGGAAGCGAUCUGCCGGGGAGAGCACGCCCAGGGUUAAAAUGGCAUGAAAAUAACUGUUAAAAAAUAAAGGGCAUCUCUGCAGCAAAAGGCUGGGGUCGGGAGUGUUCUUCUUUGCCGCGGUGACGUCUGUCCUUGACCCCGCAUUGAUCCACCAGGAUUUCAAAACAGCAGGCACUGGAAACGGUAGGGUCAGUUGUGAAUGGCACAGUUGUGAAUUGAAAGGAAAUGAGCCUGUUACCAUGGCACACAAGUGGAGGUGCAGGAGGCCAUGCCUUUAAAAGGAAAGAUGCCGCGUUUACAAAUUUGGAUCCCACAAAACAAAACGCCCAAACCAUCAAAGGCCAAGAUAGAGAGUAUGACCGAAGCUGUAAAAUGAAGUUGCUGGAAGCAGCCCUGUGGAGAAGGGCUUCAGGAAAGGUCUCUUCCCGGCUGGAAUUCCCCCACACUCUGAAGGUGCUGGAGCUACCGAGAGAUAUAAAUAGAAUACAAUGGAAUCCAUAUAUUAAAAUCUAAAAUUCUAAUCACUGAUAUAACCAAGCUAGGAAUUAAUAGCCAGCAGGGGCCUGGGUGAACAGGUGAGUUUUAAGGAGGCACCCAAAGCUCAUCAGAGUUUAGACCCGCCUUCUUUAGAGGAUAUGGAAUUCCGUAGGCUGGGUGCCACCACAGAGAAGGCCCUCCCCACUGGGUUGCCAUGGAAUGUGCUUCAACUGGGGUCGGUAAAACCAGGAGAGCCUUUUCUGAGGACCUCGACAUGCAGGAAGGUCUUUUGUGGGUGCAGGCCUUCCUCCAGCUAUCCAGACCUGAAGUCAUUAGGGCAUUGUAUAUCAACAAAAGCACCUUCAUCCCUCGUAACCUCUCUCAGUGGGUGGGUGGGUGUAUACACACACAAAGAACCUACCCGCUACGCUAACACUGUGUGACAGAAUGAGAGAACAACACCCCCAUCUCUCUCUCUCCCCUCUCUUUUCCCCCAAGUGCAAGAUGUCUGUGACAAAGGCGUCUCUCACUAUGUGUAAAUGAACCAUGAAAAAGGCUCUGUGAAUUGAAAGGGGAGGUGCCAUGUACUUUUCUGUGUUUUGAAAAUCUUUAAUAUAAAAAUCCUAUUUUUUAUUUUUUAAAAAAUAAUAAGCACCUUCGUUUUGGCUCAGUAGCCAAUUAGUAGCCAUGGCAAACCCUCCAGAACCGGUGCAAUAUGAUUGCGAUAGGGUGGCCCACGCAGCGACGUAGCUGCCGUGUUCUGCAUUUGCUGGACCUUCUGACCCAACAGCAAGCCCACACAGGGGUGUACCAACGGGCCUGUACCAAUCUGUGUGUACCCAUGCAAGUAGCCAGGCAUUAGAGGGAAUAAACAAGGCCCACUCCAUUGAUAGGCUUCCCACUCUGUCUCUGUGGUCUGAGUAUAUGAGCCCUCCAAUAGUGGACCUGCCAGACCCAAGGUUCAGUGAUCCUCAGAAUGUGGCAUGACAGUGGUCCCACAAUACUUUUCAACAUAAUUCUCUAUUAAAGUCCCAGUUCUGCAGAAUAGGCUGCAAUUUCAUUGCCACGGGGCCUUGGAAGGGCCAGCGUGCCUUUGCUGCAAUUGUUUCCAUUUUCCUGAUUUUAAUGAUUGCCUACGCAGGCUGCCUGUGUUCCUGUGAUGCUCAGCAAUGGAUGGGAGCUGCCAUUCUCCGAAGUGAUUGAUUGGAAUCAAGCUGCCGUCAUAGGGGAUGAGAGAUUGUUAUUACAGGUAAGGCGGGGGAGGGGAGAGGAGGGAGAAACCGCGGCCUUCGUCAGAGUGGUUGACAGUGGCAGCCAUUUCCCACACUUCCAGGAAAGAUGUAUCCGAAAGGUCAUGGCUAUAAAAGAGAUUUUUAUCAGGAGGGAUUUGUCUGUGUCAUUGUGAAUAUUAACUCAUUUAAUAAGGCAUCAUUCACUUUCUGACAUGAAGGUCACUCAGGCCUCCAAAUGUCUUGGUUAAAAAUGUACGAGCAGCUCAUUUCUUUUUUUAGAGAAAUGCACACGAGCUUCUGAGUUGCAAAGUGCUUGGAAGGGAAAAGUUUCUUUCAACUUCCAAGAUAUUCAUGGUUCUGAACGGUCUCAAUGGCUGGUAUCUGACUUACCCUCACAAGAGACCAGUUGAAGUCAACAGACUUAAAUAGGUGUUUUGAGGUGCAGACGUGUACUUUUCAUUCAAAGUACGCAUUUAUAUGCGUGUUUUGAUGGUUUAAACAUCCGAAGGGUAGAUUCUGUUGGGUAGCUAAGUUCCAAUCCACACAUUAGUCCAAGAGCUGCAGAUCAGUACGGGAAUUUUCAAAGUUCAUAUUCCUCAAAACAAGACACCGGACCCUUCCUAGUCUCCUAUUCCCCUUUCUCUAGGGGGACAGGAAGUUGGAUGCAAUAGUAUUCCACACUACAAGACAUUAUUUGGGGGCAGCUCAGAAUGGCUUCACGAUGGGAUAUGAUGUAGAAACAUAGGGAAAGGAUAGACAUGUCCCUUGGAUCUUUUUCGCCUCUUCCAUGGGCCAAUUAUUGCAAACCAGUAGUUUCUUGGGAAGAGAAAGUGAGAUCAGCCAAGCUACACAGUCAGGCCAGGCCCACACAAAGAUACCAUUUUGUAUAUAAAAAUUUUAUUUGCUUUUCUGUUACAUAUUUCACAUUUAUACAAUAACCACCCAAACACUCCCAAUAGUCUUGAUUUCCCUCCCCCUCCUUCCAUGGUGUCUUCAGUUACCCAUCUACUCUGCAUAUGCUAAAUAUUCCAUACCUUCCCCUCUCAUCUUAUUUUUACCUCACUUUACCUUAUACCGCUGAAUCUACUCUAAUCCUGCUAACGCAUUUACCUGCCGACACUGACUUUUAAUAUACCGUAUUUUUUGCACCAUAACACUCACUUUUUUCCUCCUAGAAAGUAAGGGGAAAUGUCUGUGCGUGUUAUGGAGCGAAUGCCUGCGGGUGGUGGGGGAGAUCUGCUGCAGUCGUGAGCAGAGGAUCCAUGGUUCCCCUUCCUUCCCUCCUCCGUGGUUACAAAGCAUGGAUCCACAUGGAUCCUCAGGAUUUUUGCAUUGGGCUACUCCAAACUCACUGUCAGAUCACAUGUCUGUGGCCACAGCAUGAACCACAAAAAUCAUAUAUCCACUAUUUCGUUUAGAAUAUUUUUCUCUUGUUUUCCUCCUCUAAAAACUAUGUGUGUGUUAUGGUCUGGUGCGUGUUAUAGAGCGAAAAAUACGGUAAUCUACAAAUAUUUUCCAAUCUUCUUUGUACGUUCUAUCAUCUUGAUCAGACCUGCUAAUGCUGCAUAUUCCAACAUCUUAAGAUACCAUUCCUCCUUCUCCAGUAAUUUGAAAUAUACCAUUCUGUAAUGAGUGAGGACAUAAGGUGAGCCCUGGGGCUCAAGGCCGUUUUGUUUCCACAGCGGCUUACCAGAUACUUGUGGACAUCCUGAAAGCAGUGGACCUGCUCCCAUUUUGUUGUUGUUGUUGUUCAGUCGUUUAUUCAUGUCCGACUCUUUGUGACCCCAUGGACCAGAGCACACCAGGCACUCCUGUCUUCCAUGCCUCCCACAGUUUGGUCAAACUCAUGUUCAUAGCUUUGAGAACACUGUCCAACCAUCUCGUCCUCUGUCAUCCCCUUCUGCCCUCCAUCUUUCCCAACAGGGUCUUUCCUAGGGAGUCUUCUCUUCUCAUGAGGUGGCCAAAGUAUUGGAGUCUCAGCUUCAGGAUCUGUCCUUCCAGUGAGCACUCAGGGCUGAUUUCAUUCAGAAUGGAUAAGUUUGAUCUUCUUGCAGUCCAUGAGACUCUCAAGAGUCUCCUCCAGCACCAUAAUUCAAAAGUGUCAAUUCUUCGGCGAUCAGCCUUCUUUAUGGUCCAGCUCUCACUUCCAUACAUCUCUACUGGGAAAACCAUGGCUUUAACUAUAUUCACUAGUAUUCAGGGGCAUAUUGCCUCUGGCUCUUGAGGCAGUGCACAACCAUCCUAAUCGAUCGCCAUUAAUAGCAUGAGGCUCCGUGAAUUUAUCUAACCUCCCAUGAAAGCCAUCUGAGUUGGUGACCAUUGCUGUUCCUUGCAAGUAGCAGGUUCUGCCGUUGAAUUACGCCCUGUGUGAAGCAGCCCUCUGUUUGGUCUGUCUCGAAUCUCCCACCAUUCGUCUUAAUUGGAUGACCCAGUAUUGUCAGGGACUGGACCGAAGAGGAGGGGGAGAAGGAGGGUUGGAGAUCACCCCCUCCUUCUCCUCUGCUUCCCUCGGAGGAGGACGGGGAAUGGUUGAGAUUGCCCCCCCCACCCUUCUCCAGUAGCUUCCAGAAAAGAGGGAGACAGGAUUGAAUUACAGCAGAACUCAGAACAGCUUAGUUAUGAGGUGUUAGGAGAAGGAGGGGGAGAACAGCCAGCUUGGAAAGCAUAGAAGAGCCAAACUUCCCGAGAUCUCAUCGCCCAAUUAGAGUUCAAGAGCAAUGGGCUCAAGGACAUUUGACUACUGCCCCCCCCUCAAAGAGCCAAGAGCUGUUGCUGGGGAGAGAAGGGCAGGAGCUCAGAGUGAGCAAUGUCACUAUGGAGUAAAGGACAGGAUUCUUUGUCUUGCACCACGAUGACUGAAUAAAACCAUAAAUACUUUCUUGUUUCUUCCUUGCUCUUUGAUGCUACGGGGGGGCGGGGGCGGAGAGAAUCCCCCAGGCCUGACAGCAAGAGAGGAAGGGAAAAUUCACCCUAUUCAUUUUCUCCCUGCCGGUCCUGAUUUUAUGCACCUCUGUCUGCUCUUCCAACGUCAGGGAAACAGAGGCAAAUCCCUGCAUCUUGAUGCAUCUGGAUGCAAGGAACUGAAACUGGGGUCCUUUCGCGUGCAAAGCAUAGAAUCAAAGACUUGUAAAGCUAGGAUCAUCAAGUCCAACCCUCUGCAAUGCAGGAAUACAGUGGUACCUCAGGUUACAUACGCUUCAGGUUACAUACGCUUCAGGUUACAUACUCCACUAACCCAGAAAUAGUGCUUCAGGUUAAGAACUUUGCUUCAGGAUGAGAACAGAAAUCGUGCUCCGGCAGCGUGCUAAAGUGGUGCUUCAGGUUAAGAACAGUUUCAGGUUAAGUACGGAUCUCCGGAACGAAUUAAGUACUUAACCUGAGGUACCACUGUAUACAGCUAUCCCAUAUGGGGAUCAAACCUGCAACCUUGGUGUUAUCCACACUUGAACCAGCUGAGCUAUCCAGCAGUCCAGCACAGCUCUAUUGCUUGAUUAUGGCCCCUGCCAUGCAACCGAAAUAUCUAAAUCUUGCACAUUUUGAAAAUCUGCAUGACCCAGCUGCAGGAUCUGGGCUUUCUGGUUGCAGAAGGCAAAGGGAAGGAAGGAUUCCAGGUCUCCCUCUCUUCUCUCCCCCCCUCCACUUGCCUCCCCACAUGGGGACAUUAAUGUUCCAAAUCUUUGUCCUGUUCUUGUAAUGCAGAAUUGAUUCUCUUCACAGCUGCUUCCUUACCAAGGCAAGCUACUAUGCCAUUAUUAACAGUGGUUUUUAAAGACCUGGCGCUGAGCCAGAAUGUCUGCUCUGGGAAAUGUUUUUGUUGUGUUACAGUUUCCCAUUUCUCAUUUUUAGACUAGCUCGGAUGUUUUUAUUUACAUAUUCUCUUCAUCCUUGCACCAGCUCCCACUCCAGGGAAGCUUGAACCAGUUAGACGCUCUCUGUCUCUCUCUCUCUCUCUCUCCCCCCCCCCAUCCUACCCCCCUUUUUUAAUGCAAAAGUCAUUCCCCCUCCCCACCUUCUCUUCCCCAUUAUUACACAAAUGACCUGCUAUUAAAACGUCAUCCCUUUCUAAUAAUUCUAGUGUAUUUGUGGCAGAUCAGCACAGAUCCAUCAUUUCCCACACCUAACUUCUAGGCCAAGAAGAUUAAUAGCAAAUAGCCAAGCACGGUUAAAAAUGGGAGCUCUGGUUUCGGCUCCCAUCUGUUAGAAGCGAAUCAACUCACACAAAAAUAUAUAGUUUAGAAAAUAAGCUUUUCCCCUGCUUUGCAAAUAUGAAUGGCUCACUCUGUCUAAUGGAUUUGAUGCUUCUUCGUUGCACACACAGGUAUCUAUCAAAAGAUUCGGCUGAAAGCACUUGGGCAAAAAUAACUUAAUGCGAUCAAUGCAAAUUUAUACUACAAAAAUAGCUGCCUAACAAGUAAAAAUGCAUACGCUUAAACAUUGCAAAAAACCUGUCUCCAAAUGCACGUGGCCAUUAAACAUUCUACCUGUACAUAUUGCCCAGAUAUUUUCGCCCUAUAACGUUUUAGCCAUGAGCAAGGCUGCAAGAACAAUUCAAAAUACCGGUUUAGUGAAAAAAAUAAGUGAAAGUAGGCUGCAAUUAUAAAUGCGCUUACUCAUGAGUAACCCUCAUUGGAUACAUGGGACUCGCUUCUGAUUGCACAGUUAGGUUUGGGUAUUAGGUUAUCUGUUGCAAUCUGCCUUAGGAAGAGGUUAUUUGGAAAGGCAACUGAGCAGUUUUUAAAUAAUACUCUAGCAUCAUAGGAAAAAUGCACCUUCUGCAUAAUAACCAGGGUCUCAGCAGUCCUGGUCUGGCUAUGAAAGGUUGAUAUAUCUGGCUGUUCUCCUCCUCCUGGCCCUUUUUUUUCGUUUUUGGCAUAAUUUUGGCCACAACUUUAUUGAAUUACAGUAAGUGAGUGGUUGCUUAGGCAUUGGUUAGCGACUAUCGGUUCCCACUUGGAGGUAGGAACAGAACUGACAACCACACCCAUGCGGAAGUCAGUAGGGGUAAACAAUUUUGGGGAGAGAAAAAGCUGGGCACCAGGCUCUCCCCUCUCCCCAAGGGCUCCCUGGGGUUCUUGCAUGGCCCUAGCCCUUUGCCAGGGAUACGGACAAAAGCAUGGUGAGCCCUUGGAUUCCUUUAAUGGAAUACCCUUGCAGCAGCAGCAUUGGAGAGGCAGGCACAGCCAACCACAUCCCCUCCACCAACCCAAAAAUUAACCAAUGCCUAACUGCAACCUUACAAGUUGUAACGAUUUGCUACCAAGUAGGCAAAACCAAAUGGCACCAGCCAAUCAGCCAAAUGGUGAAAUUCCUACCAGGCCCCUGCCCCAAAGCAAAUGACCCCAUGACAGGCAUAGCAAGGUCGGUGCAAACAAAUCCUAAAUAAAGGGAGGGUGGGCGGGUAAUCCGAUGUGCGCAGUGAAAAGAAGAAGCUUAACGCUGCGCACAGGGACCUAUAUAGCACCCCCAUCAAUCAAAUAAAAUUGCAAAAAUCAAUUUUCCCCAGCAACAUUGGAGGUGCCCAGUCAAAUCCGUGGCCAUCCAAACUAACCCGCCCAGCAACAGGGGAUGUCAUGGUUGCUCCCACCGCAACACGUGCUCUCCAUGAAGGAGAACCCACUUUGUAGUUCAACAACCUAUCCCAUUGUCUUGGGACCUUUUGUUUCACACCUGACAUUCAUUAUGGGCUUAAUGUUUUGCUGAAGCAAUCUCAGGAAAGUUGGGCAUUUCAAACUGAGCUGCUUUUAGUUGAACUUGAUGCCAAGUCUAUAUGAAAUCUGUGCUUGACAUAAGGAGAUCCUUGCCACCAAGCUGUUCCAGCUGCCCCUCCCAAGAGGCUAUGCAGAGAACAGAUGUAUUCUAAUUAAGAAUAUUUUAUUGGGAAAUGGAUUUUCCCCAACCCCCUCCGAUAAGUGAGAAGGGUGUGCGUGAGUGAGAAAGCAUUCUCUGUGUGUAAUCUAAUAUCUAAGAGGAAAAUGCAGAGCAGCACAAAUCAAAAGCAAACAUAGGUGCUUUCCUUGUGCAUAAUUAGUCCGGAAAGAAUAUAUGAAAAAAUAUAUGAAUAUUUGAAAGGCUUAGAGGGAAUUCAGCCCUCUAAUGAGAAAACACUAUGCUCCAAACAAAAGGAAGGAUUUAUUUCUGCACCCCUUUCAGAUAAGCUUGUCUAAAUAAACAGCAGAAAGUGAAGAACAGAAAAGUACCUGGGUGCAUUUAUUUUGCUGUGUCCGCGUAUAUUCCUUGAAUGAAUCUGCAAGGUGCCUGAAGGCAAUGAGUUGGGCAAACCUCAAUCUUGCAUGGUCUAUUUCUUUCUUUUCCCCCUUGUUUGUUUGUGGAACGCGAAUCCCUGUGGUCCAGCAAUGAGUGUAAGAAUUAGAAAGCAAGAACACACACUUGGGAAGGUAUUAAAGCAUAACUCAGCUGGGUUAACUGGUCCCAAGUAGGUACUCCUGCUUUUAAGAACACAAUCCAGCCUGGCUGGAUAUAGAUCGAAGUCUAGUUAGUCCUGUGUUCUUUGCUUGGAUUCUUGGAAACAGAAGGCAUUAGGUGGUACCCUGGAAAUCUAGUAUCAGUGGCCACUAGCCGCAGUGGCUAAGUUCUACCUCCGCUAUCAGUGUGACUCUGAAUAAGUUGCUAUGAGUCAUAGGUGGGCAGAGUGUUGCGUUCAUGUCCAUUUGCAAGCUUCCCACAGGUGUCUGGUUGGCCACUGUGAGAGCAGAACAUUGGAGAAGAUGCCCCAUUGGCCUAAAUUGACAUGCUCAUGCUAUGAUCUAGUUUUUGGCCACGUGUGAUCUAGUCCCCAUGGGUAGCCAAUGUGGUGCUUUCCGGAUAUUGCUGGACUGUAGCACCCAUAGUCCCAGCUGGCAGGGCUGAUGAGAGCUGGAGUCCAGGAAUAUCUGGAGAUUAAAGGUAAAGGACCCCUGGACAGUUAAGUCCAGUCAAAGGUGACUAUGGGGUGCGGAGCUCAUCUCGCUUUUCAGGCUGAGGGAGCCGGCAUUUGUCCACAGAUAGCUUUCCAGGUCAUGUGGCCAGCAUGACUAAACCGCUUCUGGUGCAACGGGACACCGUGACGGAAACCAGAGCACAUGGAAAUGCAGUUCAUCUUCCUGCCACAGUGGUACCUAUUUUUCUACUUGCACUGGCGCUCUUUCAAACUGCUAAAUUGGCAGGAGCUGGGACAGAGCAAUGGGAGCUCACCUGUCAGAGAAGUUCCUUCACUUAUAUCACCCCAUUGCGGGGAUUCAAACUGCUGACCUUCUGAUCGGCAAGCCCAAGAGGCUCAGUGGUUUAGACCACAGUGCCACCUGUGUCCCAUAUCUGGAGGCCACCAUCCUGACAACCCCUAAUCUAGUUAAACCACUUUCCCUAUGGGUGGCCAUGUUGAACUGGGAAUGAAGCACAUUGAGCUAGUUAAUAUAUUGACAGUACAGGACCAUAUCUUUUUUAAAAACAAAAUUUUAUUGGUUUUGAAACAAAUACAACAACCAUUAAACAAUUAUCUAGCAGUACAACUAAUUUUGUUUGUUUUACCCCUUGUCUCUAGACAUACACUUAACACAGUCAGCAUUCAGACAUAACGUAACCUCUCCAUUGAGAAUAUUGAGUGGUUGGUAUAAGGAGGUCUUGAUUUUGGUCAUUAACAUUAAAGAAAGGGGUCCACGUUUCUUGGAAAGUGUCUCUAUUAGUAUGUCUUUAAUGGUCCUCCUGUGUCUGGUAAGAUGCUCAGAUAUUGCUGUAUCCCAGAUAUUAUUUUCCCAUAUGUCCAGGGGUAUUUCAUUCUGGUUCUUCCAUUUCUGGGCUAUCAUUAAUCGUGCCACAGUCAGUAAGAAGCCUACUGUUCAUCGUGGCAGAGCGUGGAGCCUAAGUCUAUGUCCAAAGAUCGUAGGGCUAAGGCAGGAUUUGGAGAAAGUGGUUGGCCUGUAAUUGGACCAUAUCUGAGGGGUCAUAUCUGUCAGGUCAUACAGCCUCUGUUGGGGUUGCUUGUCUAGUCAAGCCAGCUUCCUACUACUGAGAAGAAGGGGGAAAUGAGAAAGGAACUGAACCUUUCUGAUUUUGAAAGAUUAUAGGGCACCCACACUGAGGGCACUGGAACCCCAAAAUAAGAAUAACAACUACAGGGCAUUGAUGCUAAAUUCUCACAACCAUUUUAAAGGUGGAGGGAAAGAGUGGCAGCGCGCUGUUAACUUGGUAAAAGAGAUCUCCCUGGCAGGGUAAGGUUGCUAACCGAUCUUGUUCUGGAAAAGUCUCUGAUUUUGCAAACUCUCAGAAGUGUGGGAAGCACAGCCUGUCCAGUCGGAAGUGGGACAGAGAGACAGCAGCACAAACGAGCAGCCUGUAUAAUUCAAUUUCCAAUUACUGCUAUCACGGCUGCUGCUGUUGUCUGACAGUGUGGAUUGUGUGCUUCAAAUGGGAGCCAAAUGCACUAUGCGCUGAUCUAUAAAACCUAAACUGAUUGUGCCGUAAACGGAUCAUCUGGAAAGGCCCCCAGAAGUGCCUUAAUGUUCUCGGGUUGCAAUGUUUUCUACACUGCCUGAUUUGUUUCAACGUUGUAUUACAGAUCCCUUCUACAAUCAGGUCUAUCCAUCAGGAUAAAAUCCUAGCACUUAGACAGCAGACACAGUUCUUGUGGGAGGCUUAUUUUUCUUCGGUUGAGAAGAUUGUAUUGACCACGCUAGAGGUGAGUAACUGUUCUCAGAUAUUAGUUGAGGCGUUGGCGGUCCCAGUGCCCAGGCUUUGUCUGACCUUGGCUCUUGAGGGGGGAGACAGUGGGUCGCUCGGGAGGGGGUUGUGUGCACAUGUGAGGAAUGGGGCAGAGGAAAGACCUUCACCGUCUCUAUAACUUUUCUCCCCUGAGGAAAUAACGUUUCUUUGUUACUGGGCCUGGUGUAAGAAAAAAUGACACCAUGACAAAUGAGAAGCCAUUCCACUUCCAGGGAAAAGUUGCCUCGUGCAGACUAGUGGCUUCUUGGGGGGCUUUGCGGUGGGUAAAUCAGUAUUCCUGUCAUGCCUGGCGAAUGAGGUCUUUUAGGGAACCUUUCUGGGUAAAUCGCUUUUCUGAAGAAGUAGAAUUGCAAAGCCCUCUCUUCUAAUGGCAGGCUUUUGUGCCCCCAAGACAUUUUGAUGGCCUUUUGACUGGUCUGCCUGGGGUGGUGUGGGGUGAGGCGCUUAGUAGGACAUAGAGUAGAUUCAAGAGGAAGAUGACAGAAAACUAACAAGCAACUCUGAUGGGAAACGAAACGAGUCUCCCGCAUUUUCUAAAGGAUUUUUGUAGAGCUGUGGGUGCAUGUUACAAACCCUCACACGCACACAUUUAUCUCUCUCUCUGGGACUAAGAUGUGAUGUUAAAAGUGAUUUAGUAUUAUCAGCACUAGUAAUUUCAAUUUCUGUUACUCCACAGCUGAUGGGGAAUGUUAUUAUCCUAGUUUGUCACAAACCAUGGUUUGCUGUUUUGUCCAAACCCUGCUAACCAUGGCUUGCAGAAGCCCCCAUCAAACUACGGUUUGGGGCCCUGUUCUUCUAAGCAAUUUGGGUUUGGUUCAGACAUAAUGACAAAGUCUAGGUUGCUGCAAACCAGAAAUGGUUUGCACAUGCAAGGCAAGGAAGGAGUGCGUGUAAGCCCAAGGCCGCUCACUCAUAACACCAAACCAUGGUUAAUGCUGAUCAGAUUCCCUCAUCAACUAUGAUUUGCAACCACACUUCAAACCAUGUUUUCGAGUGCUGGUCUAUGAGGGAACCAUGGCUGGCACAUCUUAACUUUUGAUGGUAGUUAGCACUGUCCUGAGGGAAAAAAGAGAGGAGUGCAAACUUUCUCUCCAUUUCCAAACCAUGGUUUGCAAGGGGCCGUCAUUAUAUCUGCAUUUGGCCCUUCUCUAGUGUGCACACACACACACACCCCUACCCUUAAGUCUCAUUCGGUUAUGCUAACUCAGUUGCAGCCAACAUGGUUCUCUCCAGAGGUUGAUGGACUCCAACUCCCAUCAGCCUCUGCCAGCAUGGCCAGUGAGCAGGGAUGGUGGGUGUUGUAGUCCAGUAACUUCUGAUGGGCACCUCAUUGGCUACCCGUGGACUAGAUGAAAUGUGAAGCUUAUCUAAUGCAACACACUUUCUUUUGGUGAGAAGUUCCCAUGUGCAGCCCAUAUUGGAUUUGCCCCCCCCCCCCUUGAAUGAGAGUUGACUUGAAUUAGCAGAAGUGUGUGUGUGUCCCCAAUAAAAGUGGAAUUGUGGCAAGCCUACACACUAAUGUUAGAAACAGAAAAAACAUCUUUUUAGAUUUAAUUUUCAGCAGGGAUUUCUUUAAUGCCAUUAUCUUUUACAAGGCAAAAUCCAAAGAUGGUAUUUAGCAACAUGUGCGCACCAAUUUUCCCUGUGCUUUUUAUUGUUAACGGAGGAGCUGUAAAUUUGUUCCCUUUUUGCCCUUUCCUGUAUCCUUUCUUACAGAUUCCUCCCCCCCUCCUCCCCCCCCCCGGUCUGUUUCAGCUCUGCAGACGGUUAAGUGUUGUUUUCAUGGCCAGAAAUAGCCAUCUGUUAAAUUGGGUAAAGCCCUUUUAGGUCAGGACCUUGGCCCGCAAAAUAACGGGAUCUGUAAGCAGCACAAGCGCAUCUGAGCAAAGGCAUUGGAUGCCUGCUUCAAAAACUGAACCUGGCUGAGUUGCAAGGAGGAAAAGCAUUGUCCUGAAUCUCAACAGUGAAACAGUAUUGUGUAUGAACAGUGCAGUUUAACUAGAGAAGUGCCCUUUCUGCACUGUCACAAGAAAGCCAAACUUGCCAUUCCUGCUGCAGUUGGUUGUUUCUUCUGAAUGGGCAACAGCAAGAAUAACAGAGACCGGGAAAUGGAAGGGACCCUGAGGGUCAUCUAGUCCAACCCCCCUACAAUGCAGGAAUAUGCAGCUGUCCCACAUGGGGAUUGAGCCCUUCAGCCUUGGCAUUAUUAGCACCACGCUCAACUGAGCUAUCCAGGCAUAUUUAUCUUAUUUAUUUAUUCCAUUUGCAUGCCAGCCUUCAUCCAUAGAUCUCAGUUCACAACAUAAAAUUACAAUAUUAAAAAAACCCACAGAAUAAGAACAGUGGAAAACCAAGAAUCCCCCAUCCCACAACACGUUUAAAAAGGCAUGGGAUGUCAAUCAGCCAAAUGCCUGGUUUAAGAGGAACGUUUUCAGGCCUGGCGUCUAAAAAUGCACAAUGAAGGUGCCAGGCGAGCCUCCCUGGGGAGAGCAUUCUACAAAUGAGGGGCCACCACAGAAAAGGCCCCUUCUUGUGUUGCCCCUCUCCGGACCUCGCAUGAAGGAGGCACACAAAGAAGGGCCUCAUAGGAUGAACACAGAGUCUGGGAUGGUUCAUAUGGAGAGGAACGGUCCUUAAGGUAUUGCAGUCCUAGGCCGUUUAAAGGUCAAAUCCAGCACUUUGAAUUGAGGCUGGAAACUAAUUGGCAGCUAGUGCAGUUGGGUCACUUAGCAGCUCAGACUGUCGGGCCCACCUCAUUCAGUAUUUCCUACACUAGGAGUGGGGGCUACAGAUGUUGUUGGACUCCAAUUCCCAUCAGCCUCAGGCCAGCAUGGGUAACGGUCAAGGAUGAUGGGUUCUGGAGUCCAAAAUUUGGACUUGGUCACAGGUUCUCUACACUGACUAGCAGUUUUCCAGAGUUUCAGACUGUCCCAGUUUUUGUCCCCUGGAGAAGCCAUAGACCAAGCCUAGAUCGGCCCCCUCCUUGUGGAAUAUCCCUCAGCAGGCAGACCUUAUUUUCAUUAGACCUUUUGGAAUAUUCUUGUUUGUUUAUUGCGGCUUCGCUUAACACUGACCAUGCUGGCUGGAAUUGAUGGAGGUUGUGGGGGCAAUACCCAACGUUGGGCCUUGCUUUUAUAAGAUGGGAGCUGAUCUCCUCAGCAUCCUGCUCUUUUUGCACCCAUACAAAAUCAGCUGGUUUUUUUCCAUGCUUGCACAGAAUUGGAGCAGAACAGAAUAAAUGUUACUACACUUUUGGUUUUUCCUUGGGCCGAAGCCACGUGGCUAUCAUUACAUUCUGCUCCAUGCAAUUUGUGUUUCCGGCACCAUAUUUUUGUGUGUGUUUGCAUGGGGCGGGGGAGAAGGGGAAGGAGGCGAAGGUAACAGUCAUCGUUAUUCCAGGAAGGUACCACCCUGUCUAAAUCUACCGCCAGACUAAUUAUCUUAUGCAGGACAUUGAUGGCAAAAUUGUAGCAUGGAUUCAUCAGCCUCGCAAGCUGACAUGCCAUUUUAAAAAGCGAAAAUAUUUUGACUCCGGCUUGCAGCAUCUAAUAAGUUCACUCUGUUGCCACGGUUUCUGCGGCGCCUAAUGAGGUAGUUUGAAUACCAUUAUGCGAGGCUUCUAACCCGCAGGAAUGCGCACGGGUCCAGCAUCAUCGGGGCUGCUUGGGAGAAAAGAGAAAUAGAUUAAACAGGAAUGCUAAACAACCGGCCUCUUGCUGGCUUUCUGCAGAAAAGCUGACUGCUACCUUCGGCAAGCAACGCCACCUCUCCCGUUUCUCAUUCGGACCUUCUUAAGAGUCGCUCCUUUUCCCCUUUCUUUUUCCCUUUUAACAGAUUAUUCAAGACAGAAUAUUUAAGCACAUAUCACGUAACAGCUUAAUAUGGAACAAGCACCCUGGAGGGUUAUUUGUACUGCCACAGUAUUCGUCAUAUCUGGGAGAUUUUCCUUACUAUUAUGCUAAUCUAGGUAAGUGAUUCUCGGUGGAUGACCUUUCCUAUACGGAGGCUGGAUCUCAUGGUGCGUCACAAAGGGGGUAUGGGCUUUUCAAAAAACCUGGGUGCAGGGCUGUCUUAAGCAUAUGUAGCGCUGGGGUACACAGAUCCACCCAGCGUGCGUGCCCCCCCAGAUUGCCCAGUCCCAGGAGCGCAGGAGGGCGGAGCCAGCCGGCUACCUGCCUCAGCGUCUCGCUGGCUCGGUCACCCCAGAACUUGUGGCGCAGAGCCGUCCGCAGCAGAAGAGCCUGCCACAGCGCUCUGACCGACAGGCAGGCUCUUCCCCAGACUCAGCUCUCGGGCGCUGGACUCUUGGCCUGGCGCCCUGAGAGUCCAGCGCCCAGGUGCCCUGCACCCCUAGCGCCUAUGGAUAAGACUGGGUGCGCAAAUCAGGAACCAGCCUUGUGGCACGCCCUCCCCUCCCUUUCUAGAGUGAGUCUCCCCAGUUCUUUCCCUUCUCAGCAUUAACCCCUGUUAGCUUGCCCUCAAACUGGGCCACUCAAGUGUUGCUGUCAAACACUUGAAGAAGCUAACCGGGGUGUCUGAACUUACAGUUGGAAGGAACACCUCAGAAGCACAAUUUUAGCCCACCCUUCCCCCUGGCAGUCAUCAUACCACUUCCCCAAGCACCCCCCCCCCCCCCAGAAUUCUCCCAGCUCCUUGUGAAGCGAUGCAAACCGUAUUUCUCUUGUGAACUAGAAAGAUCGGAAGGGAAGUUUUGAGGCGCUUCCACGAGCCGUUGUGAUGAGAGGAUCUGCUGUGCUUUUAAGCUGUAGUGUUUCUAUAAAUGCCACAUGUAUUGCAAAGACAUGUUUAGCACCAGUGGAGGGAAAUCAAUCCAAAGGAAGGAAGGAAGGAAGGAAGGAAGGAUAUUUUCCUAUUUGUCUGACUUCUAAUUUACCAGCUAUGUUACCAGCAAAGAGCCAUGGUUGUUUCUGUAUGAGGCCAUUGCGUUGCCAGUUCUGACGCGCAAAUUCUGUGGAGUCGCCAAUUGGCCAACAAGUGUGGCAUCUUACACGCUGCAGAAGGAGUGCUGUGCAGAUAUGAUUAUGGUGAUUAGGAUGGUUAAAAUGUGCUCACAUCUCCCUCUGCUUGCAUCAGCUGACACCUGUCCACCUAUAUAACGGCCCCCUGAUAUUUCCACCUCUUGAGCUUACUUCAUUUCACCACAGGGUUGUUGAUCCCUAUAUCAUCAGACACACACACACACACACACACACACACACACAGAGUUGUGGUUGGAGCAGAAUUUGGAUCUCAAGGAAAGCAGUGGGAGAGAAUAGCCACACCGGCUUAGUGUGGUGGGGAGGUCGAACGAAGCAUCAUAGCUGCCCAUGCACAGGUCAUGCAAGAUGGGUGCUAGAAAUCCUUCAUGUUGAGGACCUGCUCCCCACGUAUCUGUAGAGAGACUUCCUAGUUUACGAAAUCAAUGGGCAAACUUUCUAAGCUUAUGAAAUCCAAUCUAAUCGUAAGGACUUGCCUUGCAAUGUAAGCUGCAGUUACGCACCUGUGUCAGCAGUUCCUAAGUUGACAAGAGAGGCCGAUUCAAAAGAAGCCCUCCAUGCGUAAAAGCCAACAGGCGGGGGGUCAGCAAACGACUAAAAGGGACUUUCAGUUUAUUAUUUGUUCAUAACUUCAGACUUAAUCAUUAGCAGUUCAAAGCUGUGCACGUGAAAAUUAACCGUUCAGCAAUAAAAUCAUCAUCAUCGUAAAACCCAACGGAACACUGCCUUCAAAGAAAGUCUUUGUCUGGUGCCUGAAUUUGAGCAAGGAGCGUGCCUCUCUAAUCUCAGUUGGGAGGGAGUUCCACAGGCUUGGAACAUGUGGCUUCUGGCCGUUACAAGACAUGCCUAUGAGCCAUCAGGGACCCCCAACAGAGACUCCUCUAAGGAGUCAAACAGGGAGAUAAGGGAUUGGGGCCUUGUAACUGAUAAGGGCCUUGUAAAUUCCCACCAAAGCCUUGCACUUCGCUGGGUAACAAAUGGGCAGGCAUAGCAGCUAUGGGGCAAGUUUGACCCGUGACCCACCAAGCCCAAUAUUGUCUACUUAGACUGGCAGUGGCUUCCCAAGAUCUCACAAGGACUGGCUUCCCAUCUCCUGGUCCUUUUAGCUGGCUGUGCCAAGAGACUGAACCUGAGACUUUCCAUGUGCAGAGCCGCUGAGCUGUGGCUCCCCUCCUGCUCAUGAAGUGGGACCUUCCGUCCAUCAGGCCUCUCUCCAGCUAAUCAGCCAACACCAGUCUUCCUCACAGCCCUGGUACCCUCCAGCUAUUUUGGGCUACAGCGUCUAUCAGGUUCCGCCAAUGCAGCCAUGUUGGGGAAGCUGGAAGACGCUAAGUUGGAGAAGGCUAGGUCUGAUCCUCUGGGUGACCUUAGGCCAGUCACUGGGCUGGCCUACCUCACAGGGUUGUUGUGGGGAAUUAAACAAGAAGCCAUGCCUUCCACUUUGAGCUCCUUGGAUAAGAAAGAAAAGGGGAUAGAAUUGCAAUAGAUAAAAUCGAUAAAAGCCCAGGGCAGGGAGUGAAGCAAAUUGCUCUUGAUCCCUCCAGUCUCCACACGCGAGGGGCGGGGAAGUCAACAAAUUUCAUUUUGUUUCAGAUGACAGCAAUUCUUUACUGCUCAGAUUGUCGCCCUUUACAUAACAAUAUUGAUUUGUCGCCCUUUGCUUAACAACAUAUAUUUAUAUAUAUUUUUACUGCUGGCUUCCUUUCCAGGCGUCAAGCCCCCAUCCAAAUUCACCGCCGUUAUCCAUGCAGUUACUCCUUUAGUUUCUCAGUCUCAACCUGUGCUGAAACUCCUGGUUGCUGUAGCCAAAUCCCAGUACUGUUCCCAGGUAAGAAACUAGGCUUGGCCUCUAGGCGGUCCACCAUUGAGCCGUGUCUCUGAGAUGACUUCAAAAUAAAGGGUACUCUUUGACGUGCCUCUUGCUUAAUAGAUGUUGAUGUGCUUUUCUAAUGCAGGGCUUUGGCAAAUGCAGCAGAGUUUAAAGAGAUGUAAAUACCGUAUUUUUCUCUCUAUAGGACACAGUUUUUCGCCCUCCAAAAAUGAAGGGGAAAUGUGUGCGCGUCCUAUGGAGCGAAUGCAGGCUUUCGCUGAAGCCUGGAGAGCGAGAGGGGUCGGUGCGCACCGACCCCUCUCGCUCUCCAGGCUUCAGGAAGCUAUCUGCAAGCCUUCGGAGCGCGGCGGGAGUUCCCACCGGGCUCCGAAGGCUUCCGGAUACCAGCCUGCAGCCCGAAGCCCGGGGAGAGCAGUGCCAACUCCCACUGCGCUCCCCGGGCUUCAGGCAGCUAUCCGCAAACCUUUGGAGCGCUCCCCCAGCCCACAAGCUCCAGGAGCGUCGGCAAGGCUGUGCAACCUUGCCUCCGUUCCCGGACCUGUUCUGGGGGCUAGGUUCAGGGGAAGCUCGGGCUUCCCCUGCCCCAGCCUCACGGCUAAAAACAAAGCCGCGCGCAGCCUCUCCCGGCUGGAGAGGUUGUACGUGGCUAAAGAGGAAGCCAAGACAGCAAGCGGGUUAAAAAAAAAUUUCUUUAUUUCUCCCCCUAAAAACUAGGUGCGCCCUAUGGUCCAGUGCACCCUAUGGAGCGAAAAAUACAGUAGCUUUUAUUUUGCGUGAAGAUAGCACACUCUCCUGUGCCGAGUCAGACAGUUGGUCCAUCUCGCUCUGCCUGCCAGAGCCUGGAGGCCUCCAGAAGUUGCUGCACUGCAAUUAGAGCAUGAGACGCUUAAUCCCAGGGUCGUUGGUUCAAGCCCCGCAUUGGGCAAAAGAUUCUUGCAUUGCAUGGGGUCAGACUAGAUGAUUCCCGGUUCCCCUUCCCACUCUACAGUUCUGUGAUUCUAAUUACCAGCUCCAGCCAGAAAUGCCAGCAGUCAGAGCUGAUGCCAACGUCUGAGGCUGAUCUAGUCAAUAACUCUGCUCUGGCUAGCAGUGACUUUCUGGGGACUCAGACAAGUGUCCUUCUGGUAGCUGAGAUCCUAUGGAGUUGCCAGGGAUUGCUCUGAGCUACUGUCUCUCCACCCUUAUACGAAAUAUCAUCCAGGAAGUUUAGAUUCAGUGCGAACUGUGACAAAAUGGAAAAACAUGGUUGUGCAGGAGGCCUCGUUGGAGAGUUGUGGCCAGCAGCAUGUGUUCCACAAGUCUUUUAUUCUCCCAAAGGUAUGCUAGUUGGCUUUGCAUCCUUGCCUGAGGUCCAGUCCCAGAGGAAAUAUUUUAGUUUAAUUUACUGCCUCCUGAGACAUUUAUUAUCAGGCUAGCAGUCUUCCGUGCUUUAAAACUGAGAUGAGGAACCUGUGGCCGAAGAACUACAACUCCCAUUAUCACUGAUCAUGGACCAGGGCUAAAGCCCAAUUUCUGGAGGGCCACCGGCCAGCUAGCCCAGCUUUAAAAUAACAAAAUGCAGAAUUCUGCGCCCAGGCAAUUUAAAAUCCAGUGUCAAGGGAAGCUGGAUUCUGCAACCUGUUCAAACUCUGCAUAUUAAGGCACUAUUUUCUCUUGAAUAACUCUGCAGCUGUUACCAUUCUGAAUGCGCUGUUUUUGCUAUGAAAUGCAUGGAGGACAGACACCCACCCACGACAAAUCUUGCUCAGCCACCUUCCUGUUUACUGAGAUUUCACCAAGACGUCCCCACUUACUUCCAAGCUUAUAUUUCCAGUCAUAAGGGUUAGAGACCUGCCUUUAAAUAUACCUGAAAGCAGAGCUUCUUAGAAAGCUGAAUCUGGAAUCAGAGCACACAGGCAACUCUGAAAGCUGAGCCGGGAGCUGGACCCGAUCCCCGCCCAGUGCUCACACAGCACGACAGAAGUGGCACAAAACUGCGUAUCAUACCAGCAGUGUUAAGGCAUUAAGAGCCUGCUCUUUAUAUAAUGGAACAUUUUGGCCUUUGGCCUCUGCCAAAGUGAGCUGUAAGGAUCCUUCUAGAUGUGGCAGAAAUUGCUGUUCUGAUGGCAUCUGUCAAAGGGGAUGAGUCCCGUCCCCCAUUGUCAGGACAGAAAAAUGAGUCGUGUACUUUUCUCUCUGGAAAGGAAUUGGAUUGCACAAUUUAAUCCUUUUGGGGAAGCUCAGAAUUGAACCAUGUAACUAAGGAGGAUGCUUGAGCUUUGUCUUUGGGCUACACAGGCAUUCCGCUCAACGAAGGAUGAAUUUUCCUUUUCAGAUCAUUGUCUUAUGGAAUUGCGAUAAACCCCUCCCUGCCAAGCACCGAUGGCCUGCCACUGCUGUUCCUGUUAUUGUCAUUGAAGGAGAGAGCAAGGUAAGUUUGGCCAUGCCAAGGUCUCAGUCAUGGGGACUAAAUAACAUUCAUUCAUUCAUUAUUUGUUCAUUCAUGCAUGCAUAUAAAAUAUAUAUAUAUACAUCGCUAUAUCCUAAAAGGGGACGCGGGUGACGCUGUUGGUUAAACCACAAAGCCUAGAACUUGCCGAUCAGAAGGUCAGCGGUUUGAAUCCCUGCAACGGGGUGAAUUCCCGUUGCUCGGUCCCUGCUCCUGCCAACCUAGCAGUUCGAAAGCACGUCAAAGUGCAAGUAGAUAAAUAGGUACCGCUCCAGCGGGAAGGUAAACAGUGUUUCCGUGCACUGCUCUGGUUCGCCAGAAGCGGCUUAGUCAUGCUGGCCACAUGACCUGGAAGCUGUACGCAGGCUCCCUCGGCCAGUAAAGCGAGAUGAGCACCCCAACCCCAGAGUCGGCCGCAACUGGACCUAAUGGUCAGGGGUCCCUUUACCUUUACUUUACUAUAUCCUAAAAGUACGUCGGAUUACAACAAUAUUGUCAGGGACUGGACUGAGGAGGAAUGGUGGAGGACACCCCCCCCCCCCCGCUGCACUUCCCAGAGAAGAGGGAGACAGUACAGAUUUAGAACAGUGGUUUGCAGAAGGUCAUACUUCAUAGGCUGCAGAGCGGAGAAGCUGGGAAAUAUUGGGAGAGGAGCAGGAAGAAGAAGCAGCACCAGGGGAGAGACAGCUGACUGGCUCAGUGUCCUUGGAAAGCAUGCCAGACCCCCCCCCCCCUUCCAGGUCCCAGCAAGCAUUGAAAGUAGGAGAACAGAAAGCUCAGAGGCCGAAAGCACAGAUCAGCCAGUGCAGGGAAGACGUUUGAUAGGAGAGACGGAGGGGGUGGGUCUUUACUCAAGCAACACCAUUAUCCAAGAGAGACAGAAUUCCUAUUUCUCUCAAUAUUGAAUAAAAGACUUGGUAAGAACUCUUCUUGUUUAUCUACUUCUUGGCUGCCCAUCGUGGGAGGAAUUGGAUUCCCUGCAACCUAUAAACACAUGAAACCAAACAAUAAAAACCAAAACAGUUUUAAAACAAGUUAAAAGCAAAAAGAAAGAAAGAAAGAAAGAAAUUAGAAACAAGCAUCGCUAGACCAUUGUAGGGGGUGGAUGGGACUCUUAAUUGCCUGCAUAGGCCUCAUGGAACGGAAAAGUUUUCAGCGAGCUUUGGCACAAAAGCUCCCGCUGAAUUUCUAGUGGCAGGGUGUUCCACAGGGCGGUGGUGGUGGUUUUCCCAUUUUUUAACAUAGGAAGCUGCCUCAUACCCAGUCCAUUAAAGAUGCCAACUGUUGGGAGCAGCCCUUCCACAGGUAGAAGAGUCCAGGUUCCUGGGAUUCUCUUUCCGUACAACCUGCAGAUAAGUUGGUGUGGUUAUGUCUGGCUGAAGCUUGGUUUUGUGCUGCUCUCCUUUGCACCAGAGAAAGGGCUGUGCGGCAUAUUUCCAAACUUGCCACAUUUUUAAAAAAAAAAAUUUUGCACAGUGCAUUGGACCUUGGAGUCUUCUUUUCCAUGCACACACAGAAACAUGUCCCCCGCCCCCCUAUGAACAGCCUGUGAUAUAAAUGCUAAACUGGAGGAAGGGAAGGAGUCUAAUCUUGGUUUGACUGACAUGGAAUACAGCGUGGAAGGCUUGGGGUUUGGGUUUGGUUUUUAUCAGCCAGCUGUCUAGAGCAGAAGGGAUUUUCAACUCUGAAGUUUUCCAGGUGCUUUACGGCUAUUUGAAAUGUACGGGCCUUGGGUUUACUGUCUCCCCCCGCCCCCGCCCCCCGGUAGAUUUGACAAGGGAAAAGUCAGUGCAUGGCUAAGCUGCCAGGUAACUAGGUUCCUGACUCUAAAUAGUGGCCAUGUGAGCAGUACCAGGAGAUUUGCUGCAGGGCUGAGAUAGGAGGCUGCCGCUUGGAGAUUGCCCACCUCUUCUGCCAUUAUUGUUUCUUCUUUUCCUACAUCAGAGAGCCCAAGGGAACAAAAUGCCCCCUCAAAUUCCAAAGCAUGUGUAGGAACUUGCCUUGGAGGCAUCUUAGAGACAACAAAGAAAUCUCGACGUGCGGUCAACAGUGUGCCGUUCGCACGCUGGCAGGCUGCUCUGCCCUCCAGAAUGAAUUCCCAAAGAGGGAGGGAGAAAACAAAAUGUCUGCGGACUUCAGAAUGUACGAUUUGAGCCAGGGGCAGGCGACAUCUGGCUCCUCCGCCGCACCUGAGAUGGUCAGGACUACAAUUCCCAUCAUCCCUGACUCUUGGCCUUGCUGGCUGGGGCUGAUGGGAGUUGGAAUCCAACAUUUGGCGGAUGCAAGGUCGCCUGUCCUUGCUUUCUCAACCUGUGGGUCCCCAGAUGUUGUUGAACUACAACUCCCAUCACCCCUAGCUAGCAAGGCCAGAGUUCAGGGAUGAUGGGAAUUGUAGUCCAACAACAUCUGGGGACCCACAAGUUGAGAACCGCUGCCUAAACCGAGGUUUCUCAAACAUGGGUCUCUGGCUGCUUUGGGACUACAACUCCCAUCAUCCGUAGCUAGCGGGACUGGAUGAUGGGAAUUGUAGUCCGAAAACAGCUGGAGACCCACCUUUGGGAAACCCUGCUCUAAACCAAAUUUAGAGCAAGCUUUUUAAGAUGUGGGACUGACCCACCUGCGUGCAUUCAGGGGUUGGCUGCUCAAUUUGCCGGCAUAUAUGCGUAUGGGUGGUAGGUCAGUUUGUGACCCGCCUUAGGUUUGGUUGAAAGCCCCACUUGAGUGACUUUCAGCCAGUCGCUGCCUCCUAGUCAACCUUGCAGGGGUAGUUGUGAGGAUACAAGUGGGAAGGCCUUCAGCUCUUUGUAGCAAAUGCAUCCAUGGCUCUCUCUCUCUCUGCUGCUUCUUUUCAUAUAGCUACAUCAUGAAUAUAAAAAUCAAAAUAAAAUAACAACCUCCUGGCACAGGAAUCUGCAGGGAUUUUUACAAGGCCUGUACAAUUCACCCCGUACCUCAAAUUCCUUGCUAGGAACUUGCGUGUCUUAUUUUUGAACGAAAGCUGGGAAUCAGGGACUUGUGGUUCAUGGGAGAGAGAAACUGCACCCCUUCCUCCCCGCCCCCCCCACUGCAGACACCUAACACACCUGAGCAUUGAACAUGACAAAAAUCAGGUGGAAGGGAGCAGCCGUGAGCCCCCGCGGUGCUGCCAUUUCAAAACAAAUUGGUGGAUAACGUAGCAGCAGAAACAAGCAACCCGCACGGGAGGAAUGCGUAGCGAGCCACCACGAAAUUCAAUUCUUCUUAUCUGACCAGUCAUCCUCAAAUCUUCCCCAGACCUUUCUGUUCAAUGGGGUCAUUUCCUCCAUUAAUGUGAUGGCAGAGAGUUAACUCUUCCAAUUUGGGUCUGAAAGGGGUGCUGCCCUUGGCAGGGCGAGUCUCACGAGCUGAGCGCUGACCCUCUUUAUCCCCCUCCGCAGGUGAUGAGCAGCCGCUUCCUGCCCUACGAGAACAUUGUCACGGAUGCUGUUCUAAGCCUCGAUGAGGAUACGGUGCUUUCAACCACUGAGGUGAGACCUCUUCCCGUCCAAGUCUGCAGCUGGCUUGCUUUCAGCCUCUGCUCUUCGCAGUUUUUGUGCUGGCUGCGUAGGCGAGGAUUGCAUGAUCGGCCGUCUCUGACGUUAGAAAUAUAGGAAGCUGCCUUUGUACUCACCCAGACCAUGGGGGUCCACCUAGUUCAGUGCUGUCUACACUGUCUGGCAGCAGCUGUCCAGGGUUUCAAGCAAAAGCUUUUCCCAUGCCUACCUGGAGCCGCCAGAAUUUGAACCUGGGACCUUUUUAAAAAUAAAUUUUAUUAAAGGGUUUAUUGUGCUAUGAGACAGACAAAUAAGCAGAGAAAAGUACAAUUUGGGGGGAAAGAAAGGGGAGAGAGAGUGUGAUGGGGAUGUUGUUCUUUCAUUCUAUGGCCUAGUGGUAGUACAGUGGUACCUCUGGUUGUGAACAGGAACAGGAUCCGUUCCAGAGGCCCAUUCGCAACAUGAAAAGCCCGCAACCUGAAGCGCCGGAUCUGCGCUGGUGCAUGGUGCGAUUUGGCGCUUCUGCGCAUGCAUGAAGCACGAUUUAGUGCUUCUGCGCAGGUGCGAGCAGCGAAACCCGGAAGUAACCCUUUCCGGUACUUCCGGGUUGCCGCGGGACGCAACCUGAAAAAACGUAACAUGAAGCAAACGUAACAUGAGGUAUGACUGUACAGUGGUACCUCGGAUUAAGUACUUAAUUCGUUCCGGAGGUCCGUACUUAACCUGAAACUGUUCUUAACCUGAAACUGUUCUUAACCUGAAGCACCACUUUAGCCAAUGGGGCCUCCUGCUGCUGCCGCGCCGCCAGAGCAUGAUUUCUGUUCUCAUCCUGAAGCAAAGUUUUUAACCUGAAGCACUAUUUCUGGGUUAGCGGAGUCUGUAACCUGAAGCAUAUGUAACCUGAAGCGUAUGUAACCUGAGAUACCACUGUAUAGGGAUUGUGUCAGUAUCACGAGGAUAGGUCCUUUACAGAGAGAGAGAGAGAUUAGGGCAUGGGUCGGUAAACUAGGACCUGGGGACCAGAUCAGGCCCAAUUACAUGCGUUUUUCCCCUCACACGGCAGUGGCAGCAGCAGCGCCUCCUCCCUCCCUCCUCCUGACUUCUCCCCGCCCUGCCUAGAGGAGGAAGGGGGCUGGGCUUUGUUGGUGCCAGCAGCAGCAGCACUCAAGCAGCCGCCAUUUUAAGCAGCCCCUCUCUGGAGCCUUUUGCACGCCGCUCAUCAUCCCUCUGCCACCAGCCCCUGCCGCUUGCAAGACACAGGUAAGCAGCCACCAGGGCUUGUGGUGCUCUUGCAUCAUUAUUUCCCCCCCCCCCCCCAUAUAGUCCGGACCCCCACAAGGUCUGAGGGACAGUGGAUCGGCCCCCUGCUGAAAAAGUUUGCUGACCCCUGGAUUAGUGGGUCCAGAACUUGGUUGGUUGAGUUCUGCCAGUUGCAGUGGGGACCUUCUUUCCUGAAGGACAGAUGUUCUGCCAUUGAGCUAUGGUCUUGGACUAUGCCUUUGCUAUAGCAUUACAGUCGUACCUCAGAAGUCGAACAGAAUCCGUUCAACUUCCAAAACAUUCAGGAACCAAGGCACGGCUUCCGAUUGGCUGCAGGAAGCUCCUGCAGCCAAUCAGAAGCCAUGACGGACGUUCGGGUUCCAAAGAACGUUCACAAACCAGAACACUCACUUCUGGGUUUGUGGGAUUCGGGAGCCAAAACGUUAAUCCCGCAAGGCGUUUGACUUCCGAGGUAUGACUGUGUCUAUUGAUCCAGCUCUGUUCAGUCCCAGCGAACACAAUUCCAUGGAGCUGGUGUGCUGCUUUGCUGCAGUUGCGUCACUCACAGCAUCCUGUACUGAACUCUACUCCUUCCUGUGUCUGUCGGGACGCAGGUUACAUUCCCACUAACAGCAAACGCAGUCAGGUUGCAGCAUGGCCCGCCAGUGUGGUGUAGUGGUUAAGAGCGGUAGUCACAUAAUCUGGGGAACCGGGUUCGCUUCCCCGCUCCUCCACAUGCAGCUGCUGGGUGACCUUGGGCCAGUCACACUUCUUUGAAGUUUCUCAGCCCCACUCACCUCACAGAGUGUUUGUUGUGGGGGAGGAAGGGAAAGGAGAAUGUUAGCCGCUUUGAGACUCCUGAAGGGGAGUGAAAGGCGGGAUAUCAAAUCCAAACUCCUCCUCUUCUUCUUCUUCUUCUUCUUCUUCUUCUUCUUAUUCUUAACACAGGCUUUCAGGCUGGAGUUAACACUUUCCUUUCCUUUUAAAGAACGGCACAUUUUCUCAUCCCCAGCCUUCUUGCCUCUCCCUCUCAGAGCAACACCAUUGCUUUGUAAAGCAAAUGUUUCCACCCAGAUGCCUGUGUUUGAUUCCUGUGUCUCUGCUUCCCGCAUAUCAAGAGCUGAGCCCAAUCUCUCUUUAAAUGAAAGGAGAUUCCUUGUACUUGAGAGCUGUUGUGCCCAGAGCAAGAUUGUGCUCAAGGAAAAAGACACACACACAGAAAGAGAGAGAGAGACUAAAAGCCCGCUGUAGAAAACCAAUUUUUACAACUGGGAUGAGUAUUGAUUUCUAGCACCUCUUCCCGCAAAGAGAAGGAGGAGAUGGGCGACCGUUUAUAUAAGACUGCAAUAUAUCGGAAAUACAUUAUUAAUGGCAGCUGUGGAAAAGCUUUGGGUCUUUAUUGUCCCUUUCGAUUUCAGCACUUUUCUUCUUGUUCUCUGUAGCUCCUUCCCUCUCCCUUAAAGGGACAAAUCCCCCCCUGGAAUGGUCAGACACUGCUGAUUAGGAGCUGUGUGUUGCUGGGCCUUCAACUCCCAUCAGCCUCAGUCAGCUUGGUUAGUAGCCAAGGAUGAUGGGAUUUGGAGUCCAGCCCUAUCUAGGCAGCCACAGGUUCUCCAUUUGAGAUGAAUGCCUUUCUUUCUUCCAGGGUAGUAGAAGUGCGAGUGUUUAGGUGACCCAAUUCACUUUCUCCUGCAUAUCUGCGUGAAACUAACAAAGCUCCAGCUCCAGGGCCCUUAAUUCUGGAGAGGUGCCAGAAGCAACUUCAGUCCAAAUUGCUUUUUAAAAAAAUUGGGUCUAGUAGACCCAAUUUGAGCGGCACGACUCAAAUUAAUUUUUCAUUGCAUAUAUUUCAACAAUCCCAAAGUUUGAGAGUCAGUAGCACAGACAUUAUAAUGGUGUGGUGAUCUGCUGUGGAACAACCCUACUGAAGGAGAUUACAGUGGUUACCCAGACCUCGUUGCUGGUUGUGAAGGGGCCCCCAUUUUGGGGGAAUCCAAAAAUGUAGGUUUGCCACUGGACUCCAUGUAGCUUAUGAGUCUAAAUCUCCUUUUAAAGACAUUACAGCAAUGGCCAAUCAUCAUGUUCUGUAUUACAUGAGUCUCAAACAUGCGGAGUUGUCGUUGAUGAAGCCAGAUACUUUAAUGCAACUUAUCCCCACCUGGUGCUGCUCAGGUGUUCUUGGGCUACAAAUCCAUCAUCCCUGACUAUGAAGUCCAAAACAUCUGAAAUGCCGCAGGUUACGAAAGGCUGCUUUUAAAUUUCUUGAAUUCCGUGCCUGGCACACACAAAAACCCAUGAAGGCAAGUAGCCUAUUAUUGCCCGAUUUAACAUUUGACAGUAGUCUCCAGUUUGAAACUUGCUUUCAAAUUGGAAUGAUAAAAACCUGGAAGGGGGGGGGGAGCCCCAAAUGGUUUUGUUCUGUUCUUUCAUCUUUUACCGUUAAUGAAGGUUUUGCCCUUUUCAUUCAUAAUGAAAUGAAAUAUUAAGCCUUUUCAUUCCUCUGGGUGAGAGUCCAAAGUUCCAUCUCCCAUACUGGGAGGGACAUGUGUGAGUCUCGUAAUUAGAAAUCUGUGCGGGCUGACCGAGGGAGGGGGGGAGCAGGUGGAAGAGGCCGGUAGGUGGUAGGUUGUUUUCCCCGCCACCCAUGCCAGAUAAUCUGUAUUGCAUCCGCUUCGGAGGGAAAUGAUUAAAGUGAGCUGUGAGGCUCACGUUGAUCUUCCGCAAUGGGAGUCGACAGUCGUUUUGCACGGCGCCUGGGGGAGCCAGGUGGCACUCAAAUCCAACUUCCACGCUAGCAUGGGGCAGUCCAGCAAAAUCUCAACUACACCCCUAACCCUAAUUUAGCCCCAGUGGGAUGCUGGAGGCAACACCACAGGGUUACAAUUGAUGGAAGAAGCUCCAGAACAGACAAGGGAAGGGAUUUGGUGUCGCCCUAGAGGCCAAAUUUGGCCCGCCAGACCAUUUGGAACUCUCCCCAAGGCACCGCCAGUCCACGCCGAUCCUUGCUUCCCACUCCAAAUGUUUUUAAUUCUGGCCGGAGUAUGUCCUUGGACUCUUAAUAGUGCCUCUUGCUUCUCUAGAUGGUGGCUCAAGUUGCCCCACCCCCUUUUGCCUCUCUCCCCUCCUACCACUGGCGUGGCUUUGCCCAGGGGGACAUUGAUCCCUCACGGUGAAAAGUGCUUCCCGACCCAGCUAGAAAAUGGAUACGGAAGCUGUGGGGUUCUGUUUCCAAGCACAAUUCAAAGUGUUGGGGCUGACCUUUAAAGCCGUAAACGGCCUCGGCCCAGUAUACCUGAAGGAGCAUCUCCACUUCCACCGUUCUGCCCGGACACUGAGGUCCAGCUCUGAGGGCCUUCUGGCGGUUCCCUCACUGCGAGAAGUGAGGUGACAGGGAACCAGGCAGAGGGCCUUCUUGGUAGUGGCACCUGCCCUGUGGAACGCCCUCCCAUCAGAUGUCAAGGAAAUAAACAACUCUCUGACUUUUAGAAGACACCUGAAGGCAGCCCUGUUUAGGGAAGUUUUAAAUGUUUGAUGUUUUAUUAUGUGUGUUUUUAUAUUCUGUUGGAAGCUGCCCAGAAUGGCUGGGGAGGCCCGGCCAGAUGGGCAGGGUAUAAGUAAUACAUUAUUAUUAUUAUUAUUAUUAUUAUUAUUAUUAGUCAGCUGUUAGGGCAAUGUGGGGCAGCACCGGAGCCAAAAAUGGGUCUUCUGGCUACAUUCCUUUUCUCCCUUUUUGCCACGCGCUUCGCUACCAGGGGAGGGACGGGUCGCUGUUGCCAGAGGUCUGAACCCAUUACUUUUGAAAUCAUGCCAUGGCCCACAGGAUGCCCACCCCUGUCCUAGAUGGUAGGGAGAAUUUGAACACUAGAGGCAGGAGGUUGUGAUAGCCCAUGACUCGCCCUCAACCUGGAUUCAUCGUUUAGCAUGGGCGCGGCAUCCCUUGCCUUUCCCCUCAUGGUUUUUAAAGUCUUUUCAAGGAAACAGAUGUCAGAUUUUAGAGCAGGCAACUGUAAGGUGACCUUUGGCUCCUUGACAGGAUGGUUUGGAUGUGAUCAGAGCUGCGGCAUGAACCUUCUGCCUGAACUGCCUUCCGAAUGAAAACACUUAAAAGUUUCGGGACGUGCCUUAAAACGGCAUACUUCAGGAUGUGUGCCAUUCUUCACUUCCCCAAAACAGCUUUCCAUUCUAAAGGAUCUGAUAAUAACUGCAGCAAGGAAAGCAAGCCACGCUUACUCCAUCUUCUUAAAAGUUUUAUAUUCUAUGUCUGGUCCAAACAUAGGCCCUUAUUGCUAUACCUUAAUUUGAAGCAUUCAUGUUUGUGGUUCAGUGCGCUGAAUCUCCCAUAAUCCACCUCUUCAGCAGCAAGGAUGCCGUGAGACCCUCAUUUCUCAUAGGAAGUCGGCCACAGGAGUGCAUCAUGGUACAGUGGUGCCUUGCAAGAUGAAAUUAAUUCGUUCUGCGAGUUUUUUCAUCUUGCGAAUUUUUCGUCUUGCGAAUUUUUCGUCUUGCGAAGCACGGUUUCCCAUAGGAAUGCAUUGAAAAUCAAUUAAUGCGUUCCUAUGGUCAAAAAAAGUCCAAACAAAGCCAAAUUUGGUACAAAAAGAGUUUAUUAAGUACUCUUUAAAGUCACACAUACUGUAAAGAGCAUUUCAAAAAUUGAAGGAACAAUAAUUUAAGUUUCUAAACAUGACAGAAAAGCAUUUAAAAAUCACCAAAGUGUACUGUACAUACAUUUUCUAAGACUCUGGGGGACAACUCGAAGAAGGUUCCUCUUCCACUCUUUGCUUCUUGCUGAAGAAGUCGCAACUGCACCUCUUCAAGCAAUGCACCCUGGGUAUUAACGGUUUUAAGAAAAAGGAAACAAACUUGCAAGACGUUUUCGUCUUGCGAAGCAAGCCCAUAGGGAAAUUUGUCUUGCGAAGCAACUCAAAAAACCAAAAACUCUUUCGUCUUGCGAGUUUUUCGUCUUGCGAGGCAUUCGUCUUGCGGGGCACCACUGUAUUUGUAGUCCGACUUUCAGUGUUCACCAUCUGCCUUGCUUCCUCGCUGAAUCUAACGUAAAGCCGUUUUCAAACCGGGUGGGGGGGUGAGGAUUUCUGGAGCUUACUUUUAGCCGAAAGGAGAGAAUAGAAUUUUUUUCAGCAGAAGGAAACGAGAACACUUCGCCACCCCCACCCGAGUCCUUCAAUGAAAAUGGUUUAAAGCGGUGGCUUUCUUGUUCACACCAGUAAACACGCAAUUCCCACACGGCACGCAGAUUCUCUACCAGUUGCAAACUUUAGCUUUGCACGAGUCGCGCCUGCAAAAUGUUAAUGCGAUUCUCUGGAGCUCUAGACUCCUGUUAACAGGAAAACAUUAAAAUGUGCAUAAUUACAGGGCAAAAUGUCAAGCAGUCAGUUUAAUUUACUGAUGAAUACAGAGAAUUAAUGUUUUGCAACAGUUCCCAAGAUUGCAAAUUAUGAAUUAGUGGGAAAGGUAAUAUUUUGUUUUGCUGACAUUUUUGAGGCUGUUUGAUUACCGCUUGCCACAUAUGUUCUGUUUGCUUUCCUUGCCUGCAGGUGGAUUUUGCCUUUACGGUUUGGCAGAGUUUCCCAGAGAGGAUCGUGGGCUACCCUGCCCGCAGCCAUUUUUGGGACAACACUAAGGAACGGUGGGGCUACACAUCCAAAUGGACUAAUGACUAUUCCAUGGUAUUGACUGGAGCUGCUAUCUACCACAAGUAAGAAUUGGGAGCAUCAUAUCUGAUUGAAACCAGUCUCUGCAAGAGGAGACUUUAUAUAUUUUUUUUAAAAAGCUUGGGUGCAUUCCUGCAAUUUGCUUAGAGAAACCCUUGUUUAAUCAGGGCUUUGGGAGAUGUGUUUAACACAACACAUAUUAACCUGAUUGCCACACAUAAUGCCAAAAUGGGUGGAUGAAUGGGCACAUGUCAGGCGGGUGACAAAGGAGAAGAGAAUGUGCAGUCCUACAUCCUACUCCUGAUUCCAACAUUCACCCCAAACCCUCCCAAUUUAGUGAAAGGUGAGUAGGUCCUAGUCCUGGGAUAGGGGGCAUGAGGUGCUGUAGAAGUUGCUGGACUCGAACUCCCAUCAGCCCCAGCCAGCAAGGCCAAAGAUGGGAGUUGUAGUCCAACGAGAUGUGGAGGGCCAGAGUUUUGCCAUAACUUCCCUGGCCUUCAAGAUGCCUCUUAUUGCUGCUACAGCUGCCCUGCCCUUCAAGAUCUCCACUAAAUGCUGCAACUGGUAUCUAAGGAUGGAUACCUCUGUACAUUCUUGUGUGCAUCCUACAGUGCCUUGUUUCCCACAAUGCACUUCUUCACACCACAAGCACCUACUGGGCCAUCGCAAGAAAUCAGCCUUGUUUUACCACAAAAAUGAGGAGAAUUUUGUGGGGUGGGGAGUGGUUUGGGAAGAGUGCCCUCAGAAGACCCAUUGAAAAUCUGGGAGAGCUGGUUAUGGUUGGUGGGGGGAAAAUAGCCUUUACACGCUCAAGAGAUGCUCUGGUUUGUUCACCUGUGCUAUUAUUGAUAGGUAAAGAUUGGUAUUUAGGUGGAGCCGUGAUGUAGCUAGGCCCUGAAAAUAUUUUCUCAUCUCUGUCUCUUCCCUUCCUGUUAGCGUUGUUGUUGUUUUUAACAGCAUUUCUUGUUAAAACACCAAAGGAGAUUCUGGAAGGAUUAGAGUUCGAAUUUGUUUCAUAGAUGACUUUAAUUCCCACUUUCAGGGUCCGGUAAUUAUUGUGUUUUUCUGAAUCUCUUUGAUGUUGCUCGUAUUAUAGAAGCAGCCUAACUGUUCCCUUUCAUGGGCUUCAAUAGACUUCAAAAGCGCCCCCAAAUUCUUCAAAAGGCCUAAGCCAAAACACUCCUUGGCAUCAAGGAAGGACGGACAUGUCCCCAGCAAGGCAAGGUUUGAGUUGGCUGACCAUCAAAGAUGCUAAACUAGCCAGCUUUGUAGGGUGCCAGUAUGGUCCUUGUGAAUCAGAGUUGUUUGGAAAUAGUCAUCUUUGUUUAUUGAGAUUGCAAAAGAACAGAGCCACCAAAGGAAGCCUCGUUUUGGUUUUAAACGAGUCGUCAUUGUUUUCUGACUUCCCUCGCCUUUGAACAGCCAAGGAAGCCUCCUAGAAUCAACCGUUCCUCAUGAGGCUUGGUUUCCAGACCCUUGAUCAUCUUGGUUGCCCUCCUCUGCACACAUUCCAGCUUGUCAAUAUCCUUCUUAAAUUGUAGCACCCACAACUGGACACAGGUGUGGUCUGACCAAGGUUCUAUUACUUCCCUUGAUCUGGGCCCUAUACUUCUGUUGAUGCAGCCUAGAAUAGCAUUAACUUUUGCUGCUGCUGCAUCACACGGUUGACUCAAGCUAAGCUUCUGGUCUACUAAGACCCAUAGAUCUUUUUCACAUGUACCAUCUAGAUGUCCCCCAUUGUACAUUUGUACAUCUGGUUCUUCCUGCCCAAGUGCAGAACCUCACAUUUGUCCCUAUUGAAAUUCGUAUUGUUCCACUUCUCCAAUCUGUUCAGGUCAUCUUGAAUCCCAAUUCUGUCUUCUGCGGCAUUAGCUACUCCUCCCAGUUUGGUGUCAUCUGCAAAUUUGAUAAGCAACCCCCCCACACCCAAUUCCUUCACCCAAGUCAUUUAUAAAGAUGUUGAACAACAAUGGGUCCAGGACAGCUUCAGGCAAAAUCUCAUUUUUUGGGGCAAGCACAUGGGAUAAUAGAUUUUAGGGCAGAUAGUCAGAUUUCCUUAGAUUAGGAGUCCACAACUGGUAGCUCAUGGUCAAAUAAAUCUACCACAGAUCACCUCUACAAAGUAUACUUCAUGGUUCCCUGUAUAUCAAACAUCUUUCCACCUCUGCGAUUCCUCAAAUUGUAGAGGAUGGACUAUGGACUCUUUGCCCCCAGUAUGGGGAGGGAUUGUAACUCAGUGGUAGAGCAGGUUGUGGGCAACCAGGAAGUCCAAGGUUCAAGACCUGUCAGCUUCUUCCUGAUGACCUGGAGAACCAUUGGAAGUCAGAGUGCACAAGCCUAGGCUGAAUGUAGCGAUACCCUAACCUGGUAUAACAAGGCUUUCGUAUCCCUAUGUCCUGAAAAUGUAUUGUUGUUCACUGUCCCCUAAAACACACCAUUAAGGAUGGAUAUCCCUCUCCCCAAGUUCAGCGGGGCUUAACUCCAGGUAAGUCUGCAAAGGAUGGCCGCAUCCAAUCCUCACUGAUGGGACUCUGUUGGUUUUUUACAGAUAUUAUCACUACCUGUACACUCAUUUCUUGCCUGCCAGCCUGAAGAACAUGGUGGACCAAUUGGCCAACUGCGAGGACAUUUUGAUGAACUUUUUAGUGUCGGCUGUGACAAAAUUGCCACCAAUCAAAGUAACACAGAAAAAACAGUAUAAGGAAACCAUGAUGGGACAGGUAUGUGUCUAGAGACAGCUUUAACCUUCUUGCAGCUAUAUACAUUCUGCACACACACACGCCUUAUAUAAGCAAACACUUUUUUUAAUAGGUUCAGUUCACACAUUCAGAGGAAGCCACCAACAUGCUAUAUCAAGAGGCUUUCUCAUCUUCCCCCAGGCCUUUUGCUAAUUAAACAAUCUAUAUGUCCUUUUAAGGAAGGGCUUGUUUUUGUUUUGAUUUGUUACUAUAUUGUGUGUUUUUGUAGUUUUAUAUUGCAAACCACCCUAGGAUCCUCGGAUGAAGGGUAGCAUAAAAAUUAGUUAUUAAUCAGAAUAAUUCCAAGUUUUAUUGUCAGGUUGUCUGCAAACAUGUAGCCAGAAUAUUGCAUCUCAUCUUGGCUACUUUUUUUAAGUACAGUGGUACCUCAGGUUAAGUACUUAAUUCAUUCCGGAGGUCCGUACUUAACCUGAAACUGUUCUUAACCUGAAGCACCACUUUAGCUAAUGGGGCCUCCUGCUGCUGCUGUGCCGCCGGAGCACAAUUUCUGUUCUCAUCCUGAAGCAAAGUUCUUAACCUGAAGCACUAUUUCUGGGUUAGCAGAGUCUGUAACCUGAAGCGUCUGUAACCCGAGGUACCACUGUACAGUCAUACCUCGGGUUACAAACACUUCGAGUUGUGCGAUUUUGGGUUGCUCACCGCGCUGCACCUGGAACUACUGGAACGGGUUACUUCUGGGUUUCGGCGCAUGCGCAGAAGUGCUAAAUCGUGCUUUGCGCAUGCGCAGAAGCGCUGAAUUGUGAUCCGCACAUGCGCAGACUCAUGGGUUGUGAACGCUGUGGGUUGCGAACGUGCCUCCCGCACGGAUCAUGUUCGCAACCCGAGCGUCCAAUGUAAUAGCAUGAUCUGGUAAUACAGGAUUGUGAUGGCUUGGAUCAUGUGAACACCAAAGAGAGCUGCUUGACAUGUUAACGCAAUUAUCAGGUAAAUCUAUCCUGAAAAGCCAUGCUUCCGUCAAUAUGAUAGAGGGCAUGCAUAUUUGUCAGUAUCGCCAGUAAACUCAAAAAGCCUGAGCAAGUUUCUAGUUCACAAACAGCCUUACUUAACACGCCUCUCUACGCAUGUGUACCUGCUUUAGUCUUCUGCAGUUUCUCUUCCUGCUGAUAAAGGCCACUUUGCUGUAAGUGGGAGACCAUUUAGAAGUCUAUAAUAAAAGUCCUGACACCUUAUGGUCUUAAAACCCUGAAAAAUAAUGUAUAUAAAUAUAUAGAUACAUAUAUAUAUAUAACAAUGAAAUCUUUGUGCUGUUCAAAAAAUAACUCGAAGCCGUCAUAGUCUGAGAGGAGGAAUGUUCUCAAACUGUGCUGUGACAGAUGUGAUAUUCUAUUUUUGAAAUGAUUCUUUCAAGUGACUUCCCAUAAGAAAACAAGAAGAUCACUUCAUAAUUGUUUCUCUGCCGCCCCAAAACGAUUCAGCAGCUUGCGUUAACUGUGGGGAUGCAAUAUGUGGUUCUUUCUUGGCAUGCAGCCUUUCCUUUUCUGGCUUUUGGGAGCUGCCCACAGAUAAGACGUCACGGAUCACACACUGAUUUUGCCUUUGCUUGGGAGCUGCUAAAUUAAUUUAGAAUUAUUUUCAUGGGCAGCACUCUUUUUUUAAAAAAGGCAUUAGUUUUUAAGACUUACUGGGUCAAAAUGCCCUUUGAGUAAACAUGUGCCUAGCUACUUCCCUGUGCUCUACUUUACAAGUAACACUAAACCAUGGUUUAAGCAUGACAAGAAUGAGCGCUGCUGCGAGGAGGAGUUUGGGAACAUCUACUUCCAUUUUACCUUAACCAGAGUUUUUGCCCCUAAAUGGUAUGGAUAGUGAAAUGUUAGUUUAAAGUUGGCUGGUUUCCAGUAACAAAAACUAGCCUAAAUUAUUAAUUAAUUAAUUAAUUAAUUAAAAUGUGAGGUAAAAUCAACUGUGCCUCUUUCUAGAUGCAGUUUUUAUAUUUCUAUUAGGUUUUUUAACAUAUCAUUUUCAACAAUUAUAAAACAUACUUUUAUAUCUUAUACAAUUUUUUUGACUUCCAUGAAUCACAUCUGAAAAUUUUCCAAUCUUUCCCACUAAAUUUACAUUUCUUACUUUCACUAUUACAUUUAAGUAUCAUAACUGAUGUCUCUCUUCUUUAUCUUCUUUGCAAUAUUUCAUAUAUUCCUCCUUACAAAACUUCUUGCAGUCCUACUAGCGUAAUUUGUUGAUUACAGUUGCUCUUCAAAUAGUUCGUAUAUUUCUUCCAAUCUUCUGUGAAUCUCUGGUCCUGCAGUUUUUAUAAGCACUUACUACUAUUAUUUUAUUUUAAUCUGCUGCUCAAUUAAUUAAUUGUGGGGACAUCUUUCAAGUCAAUUUUAAUGGUUUAGUUUUGUGGAGGGUUAUGUGAGAUUAAUUGAACAUUGCAGGCCUAUCCUUGACUCCCGUUUGUUUGAUUUCCCCCGCACAGACCUCCAGGGCUUCUCGGUGGGCCGACCCAGACCACUUUGCUCAGAGGCAGAGCUGCAUGAACACUUUUGCCAGCUGGUUUGGCUAUAUGCCGCUGACCCAUUCUCAAAUGAGGCUCGACCCCGUACUCUUUAAAGACCAAGUCUCCAUCCUGAGGAAGAAAUAUCGAGACAUUGAACGACUUUGA
Molecule: messenger RNA, 48156 nt
Organism: Podarcis lilfordi (Lilford's wall lizard)
Lineage: Eukaryota; Metazoa; Chordata; Lepidosauria; Squamata; Lacertidae
Source: the annotation of a GenBank genome assembly